Pelobates cultripes (western spadefoot toad) is the source of this 45967-nucleotide messenger RNA. The record is from the annotation of a GenBank genome assembly. Lineage: Eukaryota; Metazoa; Chordata; Amphibia; Anura; Pelobatidae.
UAUGUUUGAGGACCUUUGCAGUGACUGGUGAACAGUACACAGGAUGCUUCCAGGUAGAAGACAAUCCCACAGUAUGGUCACUGUGCAUAUGGGACAGGAAGAAGAGUCGGACAUGAUUGCACCUCCUGCUCUGCCAGAAAUCCACAGCAAUGGGGGUCUCUGGGAUUAUUGUACCAUUCAUCUUACGUAUCUGGCAGCUAAAUGAAACAUAAAAUACAAAUUCUGGAAUUCCACUUUCUUUAUAUUGUUUCAGUCACUGUAUUUCAAUGUAGAUUUCAAUGCAUAUUGACGUUUGAAAUGCAAAAGGCACCCACAAUUCAUUAUUAACACCAGAGGCUGGUUGUAGCCCCAGUUCAGGGUUGUGAAAAAAAAUAAAAUCUACUUGCCACAGGAACUAAAAUAGUAGCCCAAUCUGCUUACCCAAACAAAAUAAUUUACGUUUGGGGAACCUGCUUAGAUCCCUGGAUCUUGACAUGGUUACUCAUCAAACUCUGCAUUUGUGUGAAAAAGCUGAGCUAUAUUCACAAGCUUUGUACUCAGUUUUUUUUUCUAUUUAGAUUUAAUUUGUUAAAAUUCUGAGUUUAGCGAAUAACCCCCACCCACCCUCACCUCCAUGGGAUGGGGGCGGGGGUGGGUUCCAAUUUAGUCCAUCUUAUUUUUUGCCAAUACUGAGUAAAACCUUGUUCAGUUCUUCACCUUUUCCAGUUUAUUGAAUCAACCCCAGUUUGGACAUGAUUUAAUGUUUAUAUCACCCCUUAAACAACACCCUCCAUAUGUAAUUUAAAGCAGUCUUUGCCUAGCCAGAACACCCUACACACACUUCCUUGUACCAAUCUGGAAUGUCUCAGGCUCUGCACAUGGUAUCACAGGCUCAGAGCGGCGCUCGUUUAAUCCUGUCUGGCAGGCAGGAUCAUUGUGCGGAGUUCGGCUACUCCUGUCUUACCAACACGGAAGUGCUGCAGCAGACCAGGUUUUCCAGGUAAGGGGUCAGAAACCCACCAGGAUACCAAUACUGUGUGACCUGGGCCAGGGUGCCGUGAGAGAGGUGGGGUCAGGAGGGGUGGAGCUCAAAGGACCUUCCCGCUUAGAUAUUAACCAGUUAGGCGCCAGCAUGUGGGAGUGGAGCUCUGUGAUGAUGUGUUAGUGGGAGGAUAGUGUGGUGGCUGAGAGUGAUUGGGAGUGGUGAAGACUGAUGUUCUCAGGGGAGGGAGGACGAGGCUAUGUAGUGCAGGAAAUCAGGAAAUUAGAUGUCCAUACCGGUUAGCUUUGAUAGAAAUGCAUUGCUUUGCUGACUGAUUGUACAUAUGAAAUGGGCCAUCAUAGCAUGGAUUGGUACUGGAUGAUAGGAGCUGCAGUCCUACACACAUAUGGCAUGCAACCUAUGGCAUCCUUUUGGCAUUUUGUUUUGUCAAAAAGAAAUUCAUCCCAUCUACUUUGAUUAAAGGGACAAUACUAUCAAACAACAAAUGGAGCAAAAUUCUGUGUUAUUAUUUAUUAUUAUUAUGAUAUGUAGAAGCCCUAUUUAGCAGGGUCAGUCCCUAUUUUGGGUCCAAAUUCCUCUGACCUUUUUUUUUCUCUCUAUCCUAAUAUCCCUCUUUCCUAGGAGCUCCAUAUUGUUAGUUUGUCUUAGUAAAAAAAAUAGAGCCCCCACAGCUAUUAUGCUCACAGUAAUGUGUCUUAUUCCCGUUGGCGCCGUUAGGACAUGUCAUUAUGUCCGGACAGAUGUGGGCUUUAACAACUUUACGGUGUAAUGACACGUCCUAACAUUUGUGCCCCCGCAACCGUCCCCCUGAAUCAUAUUGACCAUGCUGGAUCAGAUCGGGAGGACUGCCUGGCAAUCCAGGCAGCCCCCUAAAAGCCAUAAAGUUGCGAUCGCAGUGACAGUUUCACAGCAAUAAUUUGUUUCAUGGCCUGUGACAUUAUUUUCAGCCUCUCUCUUUCCCUACUUUGAUCUAAAGGUGAGAGAGGCAGACAGAUCAUUGCUGGCAGUGUUACAUAAUUUUACUGCGUGUUUAAAAAUAAAAAUAAAUGCUCUAUUUAACUCCUUUACUGCUGAUCACAGGCUAAUACUGUGAUCAGUACACUAAUACUGUUUGUUUUUUGUCUGCUUGUCAGAUUUUUUGGUUACACCUUGACUCUUUUUUUCUUAAUUUAACCCUUACUAGUUUAAGAAAAAGAACUAAUCUUUUAAUGUUGAUCGCAGUGUUUUAUAGUCCUUUUCUUUUUUGUUUUUGGAAACUGUUGGUGGAAAUGGGAAUUGGGGUGUGGGCUGAGUAUUUGUGUGUUGGGCAGGUAGAAAAAAAACAUUUGACCCCUUAAAACGUUGCCAUUGCCUAGUAAUACACAAAAGUGCAGCACAAGGGGGCGGAGCCUGACACUUGAAGAGCACGGAUGCCAUUCUCCUGAGCUCCAGCGACUGGAGCACAAAACUGCUAAAAAUCGUGAUUUUCAGAGAAAAGCUGGGAAAGAGACAACAUACCUUCUCUCCCUGAAGAACUGGGCUACCGGCACAUGCCUUUCCUGUACAAUCCGACAGGCAGAACUCACCGAUGAUUGGUGACCUACCUUGCCGUCCCACCUGCUAAGGCCUUCAUACUCGACUGGGCGCCUGUCCUGGAGGCGUUGGGCCCUCCCCAGCUGCCUGGCAAAAAUCAACUACGGAGCACUGACAAAAUGGGCCGGCGAUCCCAAAAACCACAAGCGGGUGGGAAUAAAAACACUCAUGAUAUUGUGGACCUGGAACCCGCAACACUCAUGGCACUCUCUGCAACAUCGUAGGAAGUGGACGCGGAAUCUCUACACGAAAAAUGAUAUCCGCAAUAUCAUGUUGGAAAUGAGACAGAUGUUCGCAGCUGAUGUGGACCUGCUACGCGCGGAAGUUCAGGCAGUGACAGCCCGGAUACAGGCCUCCGAGGAGGAUUUCACGGACGUGAGACAGGAGGUACAGGGUCCCAAAACUCUAUGCAGCAAACUGCACACCUCCCACGCUAUGAUGCUCACUAGGCUAGAUCUUGCAGAAGAUCGCAACCGGAGAGUUGAUCUAAAGAUAAAAAGGGUCCCUGACGACAUCAGCCCGGUGGAACUACCCCACUACCUCCGGUGCCUGUUAACCACUAUCUUGCUGCACGCACAGGCCAAAAAGCUAACGUUUGAUACCUGCUUUCGGGUCAACAAGCCUGCACAGGCACCAUCUAGAGCCACCCGAUCUCCGACAAAAAACGCAUAAUGACAGCGGUGAGAAACCAACUCCGCUCGACUUCGUCAUCCCGUAUCACAUUCUUACAGGAUUUAACCAGAAACACACUGCAAUGGAGAAGGUCCUUAGGCCCGAUCACCAAUCAACUACUUACAGCUGGAGUGGAGUAUAGAUGGGGCAUACCUAGCACUCUGAUGGUGGUUAAAAAUGGUGCCAUACUUCAAAUCACCUCUCUGACACAAGCUGCCUCCUUUCUGCAAGCUCUGGGACUCCCACCGCAACUGGCGACCACAGCGGAACCCACCAAGCAACAUACGUGGGACCCUGCAAAGACUGUCCCGUUCGCACCACGUAGAGGAGAAAGGCUAAGGGCACCUUACUGAAUGCCCAUAUAAUAUCAUUGUGACAGAUCACCCUGUCCCUGGAUUGUAACUCCCUUUAUUUCAUUCCCCUAUGAGUUCGGGACAUUGCCUUCUCCUUAAUUUUAUUUUUAAUUCAUUCUCCUACCGAACAAACUACCGAAUGACCAGACCAACCAUAUAUGGCGUGUGCCACUCAUUAACCUCUAUCACUUCUUUAACACUUCUAAAACCGCAAGCGUUCUAAGCAGUUGGCUGGGUGGUCGUCGUUCGGUAUACGAACAUGUCCCGGCGGCCAUCUUUAGCUGUGUUUGGUUGUCGAGUGCAUGGAACUAUAAUCGGACACUCAAUGGCGUGAACACCGCUGGGACUUCCAUAGCUACUUAUGUUCGGCUGGAUUCGUAUGAGAAGAGCAGCACUCGGUGGGAACAAGCUCCCGAACCAGAAAUAUAGACUGAGCAGACCCACGAACCAGUACAUUCGGUAUUUUGAGUGUAUUUAUUAUGUAUUCCUGAAAGAGACCGACUACACAACCUGAUUUCAUGGAACUCUUUUGGGCAGGAGCCUCGUGUGCGGUUGGUCAAAAUGUGACUUCCAUAAAAUCUCGAACCCCUGAACCGAUCUGGUGGUUUUUGGAUAUGUUGGUCCCCCAGAUCGGGGCUAUCAGGUGAUAUAACUUUUGCGGGUUUUCCAUGGGUUUUGAGGGUACUUUCGGGGUAAUGCUAAAAUAUAUGUUCUCUGGGUCUGGGGAUAAUUGAGUUAAUACAGUAUAUGACUCAAUUAUCUUCCAGGCACAGGGGAGAGAUUAUCUUAUUCUGUAUGGGAGUGUCCUGGACCUGAGAGCCAAUGUAACUGUGUAUUUGUUUCUACUGUAGUCUAUUCCGUAGAGGGGAGUGCCACAUGCAUGGGGAUUGACAUAAAAGAAGGGGGAAAAUAACUUCUCCGGUGACGGAACCCCUCUUCCCAUCGGGGUGGCCGCCACAAUCAUAAUAUCAGGGCAUGCCCUAGCUUUUUCCUCUUAUGCCACUAAAUUUAGGAGGCAUAGGAGUUGUUUCUUCCCAAACCUAUUCCUAUACAAAAUUGUGCAAAAGAGUUUACCUUUUAAGGUUCCUAAAAUCUAUUGCACUUGCAUUCACUCCAUAGCUUGAGUACAGUUACUCAGUAAAUUGACACCAAAUGGAUUAUAUAUAAAAAAUUUAUAUACAAGUGUCUUCUGAUACACAAUUUUUUUAUGCAUUAACCUGUUUUGGUUAUUUUUAUCUUUUUUUGUUUCCUGAUUAUUUUACCAUUGGUUGCAUUCCCAAAAUGAGACAAGAGCUUAAUAUUACUAGGAAAUAAAGGAUGCAUUUGCCACCUCAAGGAAAUUUGUAUUCCAUAAACAAAAGGAAGACCUGUCUCAGAAAAUUAAAAUAACACUUCACUGAAUUUUUUUUCCCUCGAUAAUUUAGUUGAUAUACCCCUAGAGAAUACCUGCAUGUAUUUUUGUUAGUAUGUUUUCUUUGGUGGUAUAUAAAAAAAAAAGCUUACAAAAGUUGCAUAGCAGAUGUCUGCAGCCUUCGCCAGCCUUUCUUUCCCAGACUCAGACAGGGAAUACUCCAAUCAGAGGCUUUCCUAUACGGGUUUCCUAAGCUUCUCAGUGAACUGCUCAUUGAAAAGGGGGAGGCAGCCAUGCUCUAACUUAGCGCGCCUAACACUGUUGGAAGCAUCAGAAAAUCUUGCUGGAUGUCUGAGUUACAGCCACGGAGGUGUUUCAGCCCCCGGUUUUAAAAGUGCAGAUAUCUAUUGAGAUUCAAACUUGUCUAAAAUUGUCACAAAAAUCACAGAUUCCAGACACUUAAAGCACUUCAGCUUGCUGAAGUACCUUAUGUGUUUUUUGUGUUCAUUUAAUCACUAUGUGGUAUACAUUUUGUCAAACAAAGUCUCACUCUUGCACUGCUGUUUUAGACAUCAACAGCGCCACCAUUUAAAUUGUCAAAAAAGAGGCACAGGGCAAAACUUUUGGGAAAGGUGUAAACAGGAAAAAUGUCACGCAGGCAAAAGAAAAUAUCGGAAAUUGCAACAGAAUUUUGGUCUGAUAACAGCCAAGCCACUUUUAAAACAUUUUUAAAGCUCCCAUGAGCUUAUGCACAGCAUGGCCCACAGUUUUGUGAAUCAGGCUUUGUGUUGUGGCUUGUAUUGUGUUGUUCAGAGCCUCCAUCUACAUGUGUCUUUGCUUUCUAUCUAGGUAGGAAACAAAAAGAAUUACCCCUACUUGUGCAUGUGGCAUGCAAUUUGUAAAAAAAAUGAUAUGGACAGCCCAUAACAUAGAGUUCUGCUUUCCUGCUUUUAAAGUUUUUCAUUGCAAACCCAAGCUAAAUUUAAAGUAAGUGACUAACCCCAUUGUCUGUCUGGCAUAUCUCUCAGUUUAGUGGUUCAGGACCUAGAUUUGUUUAACCACUAAACUGAGAACUGUCUGCUUUCGCACCUUCAGUGUUCAUUUUUUGUUGACUAACAAUUUUAGUCAAAUUUUAGUCGUCUAAAAUUUUUGAGAUUUAGUUGACUAAACUAGACUAAAACUAAAACAAUUCAGAUGACUAAAAUACGACUAAAACUAAAAUGGCUUUUUAGUCAAAAGACUAUGACUGACUAAAGCUAAAUUGAAAUUUUCUUGCCAAAAUUAACACUGCGCACCUUCCAGCAUUUCAGACUGCAUCUGGCUGGAAGGUCUGCUUGGUUUAAACAGAUAAAUACUACUUUCUAAAUACAGUUUCUAGCGUUUAACCCCUUAAGGAUGGAGGCAAUUGUACACUUUCAUAUUACCCCCACUUAUUAUAUAUAAUUUUGUUCAGGAGAAACAGGGCUUUCAUUUCACAUACAUUGUUUUAAUCUGAAACAUAAUGUUAUAUGAAUAAAAACAAAAAAAAAGUGUGAGAUAUUAAGAAAUGUUAUUUUCUUAGUUCUGCGCUGCAUUUUAACUGUGAAUGUCCUAAUACUGUUAGCUUUCACUGCAACAAAAUACACAUAUUUGUGUUGAGCUAUGUCUCACAAGUACAAGAGUUGCCUUUGAGACCGUAUGGCAGCCCAGGAAGGAAUUACCCCGAUCAUGACAUACCAUUUGAAGAAUUAGACAACACAUGGUAUUCAAAAUGGAGUAUGUACUUUCUUUUUAGUAGUCACAAACCCUGGCCAAAGUUAAAAACGUAAUGUUUAUAUUUGUUUUUUGCAUUUGUAACACAAAAAAAGUAUGUUUACUGUUUUAAAACAAUCAUAUCAUGAUCCUAGAGCUCCCGAUAAUAACAGCUAAAACCGGCAAUACUGCCUAUAUCACUGGAACUGUUUUGGGAGACCCCCCUUGUCACCAAGAAUAAGAUGGGACGCAAAAUCAAAAAGCUCAGACCAGACAAGCCCAUUCCGGGGCUUACAAUCAGCAAUCUGUGGUGGCAAGCACAUGGUGCAACUGGGCUCAAGAUGGCCACCAUCUCGGGAGGCUGCUCAGAUUUUUCCAACGACAACUCAUUUGGAGCCGAAGAGGAGUACCCACUGGCACCAGACAGACCCCAACGGAGAGAAGAGGGCCCAGACACAGUCUGGUGACAAAAUCAAUACUACAGGAGAUGCUGGCCAAACUCCAGCGAAAUAUCUCGGCGGACAUAACAACAAUCCGCAGGGACCUCCUGGGCCUUACAGGCCGCGUUGGGACGCUUGAAGUCACUACAACCAAGAGCGCCCAACACAUAAAGUUGCUCCAGCAAGCAGUGCAGGAACUACAGAACCAAAACCAGCUCCAUGAGCGCCGGUUCGCUGCCCAGGAAGACUCCAGGUGCGUGCACUAUCGGAGGAGUUCCCUGACGCGGAACUGCCACACUUGGUGAGGCGCUUGGUGGGGACCUUACUACAACCCCGACAGGCUAAAGCAGUGGUGAUAGAAGGACAAUUCUGCAUGCCCAAAACCCCAAACACACCCUCCAGGGAGCUGGUGGUCCGCUUCAGAAACGGAUUAGAAAAAAACAAUGGUCCUGGCGGCACUAAGGGGAAACUCACCUUACCACUUCAAGAAUAUGCCCCUCACCUUCUACGCUGACCUCUUGGGAGGUACCUUAGCUUGGAGGAACUCGCUCAGGUCGGUCACCACGUUCCUGCAACGGAACAAUACCCACUAUCAAUGGAAGCUCUCCCGCACAUUAAUAGUGCAUCAAGGGGACACUCGACAUGCUAUUCACAACCUUCAAGAGGCUUCCGGACUGUUGCCAACCCUUGGAAUACCUCUAGAUGCACUCAAUCGAGACAAACAGUCUGCGACACCUCAACACUCUCACUCCUGGGACCCUGCGAGCAUCCCCCCUUUUGUCCCACAACAGCACAUCUCUGAUUCGUAUGCAGCUACCACCACUUAUUUACUGUACGCUAACAUGUUUUGAUUUGUGUUCCCUUUAUUUUAACGUUUUAACAAACCCACACUGUUAAAUGUUUACUUACUUAGUGUUGCACACCGACGACCCCGAGCAGCGGUAUUACUGUCCAAUCACAUACAGACCGAUGGGUCAUAGACCGAUCGCUCCAGGUCCUAUCAGUCACACACAGAACCUCGGGUAGGGCAGUUGAGGUGCACUCUUGGCUCCCUCGACUGGUAAAUCCAGGACACGCUUCAACAGCACCACUGUCUUUAUACUCCAAGGAGCAUACACAUAUGACUCCUAGCCCAAUACUAAACAAAGAAGGAGUUCCCUAGACAUAAUAUACCCUGAUAGAGACCUAGUCCAACAUAUAUGGCGAGCCCCUUAACUCGGAGGGACAGGUCCGGAGGUAGGGUUGCUCCCUAGGAAGAGCUCCACACUUCCCUAUUAGCAAUCUCUCCAGCAACAUAACAUUACUUACCAGUUUAGCCGAUCUGAAGUACACGACCCAACAGGCGGUGCUUCCUUGCCUGAAAGUGUUACACUACAAAACCCCCUACCCCUUAGCUAGAUAAAAAGCAAGAUUCAAAUACUUUUAUCAUUUAAACAAGAUAGUCUAUUAGAGACUUGGGUACCUUUUGACUCCGGAAGAGGCUGACCCUCACACUGCAUUUAUGUUCUACCUAGGUUAUUUUUAUGUGAUCUUAACGUUGUUUUUCUUUCUAUACAAACUUUUGUCAUGGGAAUGAUUGUAUAAUUGGUUACCUUGCCAAGAUAUUUCCAUGAUGCUUACUGUACAGCUUGCAAUGUUAGAAACAGCGCAGCAUAUUAGUUUGCAUUUAGCAUGCCGAGCCUGUCCUCUAACUGCAUCACCUGCUUUAACCUCGCAGGCCAAGCGAGCUGAACGAGCAUUUUUACUUUUCUUUAUUUAAUUUUCUUCUCAGCCACAAGAUGCCCCUAUUAUCUUAAUCUGUGAGCCUUACUUGAUCUAAUGAAAAAGUGAAGCUUAAAGGACCACUUUAGUGCCAGGAAAACAAACUUGUUUUCCUGGCUCUAUAGGGUCUUUAGGUCCCCCCCACCCUCAGGCUCCCUCUUCCGCCAGGCUGAAGGGGGAGGAAGGGGUUAAAUGCUUACCUUUCUCGGCGCUGGGUACUCUCCUCCCUCUUCCGACGUCAUCCUCCGAAUGCGCAUGCGCGGCAAAAGCCGCGCGCGCAUUCAAUCAGUCCAUUGGAAAGCAUUUCUCAAUGCUUUCCUAUGGACGUCAGCGCACAGUGAGAAGCGCGGAAGCGCCUCUAGCGGCUUUCAAUGAGACAGCCACUAGAGGCAGGAUUAACCCUAUUGUAAACAUAGCACUGCUAUGUUUACAGCUGCAGGGUUAACCCUAGAUGGACCUGGCACCCAGACCACUUCAUUGAGCUGAAGUGGUCUGGGUGCCUAUAGUGGUCCAUUAUUAUUUCCAAGGAGGCGAACUCCUAUUAUGCUAACCGCUUAGCGGGUGAGCUAUCACACCAGUAAGUACACUAGUAUGUGCUUUCACUACUGCAAGGGAUUCUGGGUAGGCAUAUGCAAAUGAGCUCAACAAAGAACAUAAUUUUGCCUCAUAAUCCACUUCAUACAUGGAUUCCUUUGAGUAUGUCUGCUGUAUACAACAGCUUUGAAACACAACUCCGGAAGAGGCGCAAAGCCAGUGAACCACUCAUGGACAGCUGUUUCAUUGUUAAUGCAAAUCACCAGCAUGAGGUUGGUUACUGGCUUGCUAUGGAGGCUUGGCGUUACUUGUAAAGUACAUAUCAAAAGAGUUGUGGUUGGGGAAAAAAGUGUGGAUGAAAACCCCUUCCAACUGAAGUAAGUGGAUAGUUAAUACAUCACUAAACACAAAUACACACACCAGUCAAGCCAUAAGACUUGCUUUUCCCACAGGCUGAUGAGUUGCAUUAACAAUGAAACAGCUGUCCAUGAGUGGUUCACUAGCUUUGCUCCUCAGACACAGACUCCAAGGAAUCCAUGUAUAAAGUGGAAUUAUGAGGAAAAAUGUGGUUCUUUGUUGAGCUCAUUUGCAUACGCCCACCCAGAAUCCCUUGCAGUAGUAAGAGCACUGUUAAAUUGAAAUUUCUGUGGGAAAAGGAAGUCUUAUGGCUUGACUGGUGUGUGUAUUUGUGUUUAGCAAUGCAUUAUAUAUAUAUAUAUAUAUAUAUAUAUAUAUAUCUCACAGACACACAUUUAAAGUCUACCUGUACAUUUAUGUAAGUAUAUACGUAUAUAUAUAAAAAAUUAUUUUCUCACCCCUCCUGGGUGGUAUGUUUAUUCCUCAUUCUUGGGUCCUCUACUAGAGGCCUGGGAGAACUGCACUCUUCUGACAGCAUUCUUAGGUGUUCCUGGUAUCUGUUGAAGCCACUUCCCCAACUUAGGAGUCACAGACCUGAGUACUCCUGUCACAACUGGGACUACUACUGCCUUUACUUUCCACAUCCUUUCUAGCUCUUCUUUCAGUAUUUGGUAUUUGUCCAUCUUCUCAUGUUCAUUCUUCCUGAUGUUAUACACUGGGUAUUUCCACAUCCACCACAACUGCAGUCGUCCAUUCCGUGAAAUGUGGCAUAUACCAAGGUGAUGCACUAUCUCCGAUGCUGUUCUGACUAGGCCUCAACACCCUUAGCCAUAUCAUCAAGAAGAGUGGAUAUGGAGACAGGUUCGAGAGUGGGGCCACCAUCAGCCAUCUACACUACAUUGACAACAUCAGGCUGUAUGCCAAGAAUAAGCAAGACAUUGACUCACUGCCCCACCUAACCAAGAUAUACAGCAAGGACAUCAGAAUGUUGUUCAGACUAGAGAAGUGUGGGCGGAUGAUAACAAAAAGAGGGAAGAUGAUCAGGACAGAAGGAGUUCAAGUAUCAGAAAGCCAAAUAAAAGAUGUAGAGAGCAUCUACAAAUGCCCGGGAGUACCACAAACACAUGGCAACCAUGAGGAAGAGGCAAGGUACUUCCAACGAGUCAGACAGGCACUGAAGUCCCAGCUCAAUGGUAAGAACAAGAUCCAAGCAAUCAACACAUAUGUCAUGCCAGUCAUCAGGUACCCAUCUGGAAAAAUAACCUGGCCAAAGAAAAACUGCUCACCAUGGAUGUCAAGACCAGGAAACUACUCACUAUGAACAGAGGAUUCCACCUGAAAUCCAGCAACCAGAGACUGUACACCAGCCGGAAGGAAGAAGGUUGGGGUCUGAUGAGUGUCAAGGCCACAGUCCUUGAUGAAACACAGAGCAUCCAUAAGUACAUGAUGAAGAUGGCUCCCAAAGAUGAAUUGCUAGGGGAAUGCCUGAGACAACGACAGCUAGAAGAUGCAGAAAAAGGAGGUCCCAUGGCAAGACAAACCUCUCUAUGGGGUGUAUCACUGGCAGAUAGUGGAUGUGGUUCACAUGACAAAAUCCUACUAGUGGUUGGAAAAGGUAGGACUGAAAGACAGCACUGAGGCACUAAUCCUAGCAGAACAGGAAAACCCACUCAGCAUCAGAUCAAUUGAAGAGGGGGUGUCUACCACACCAACCAAGACCCAAGGUGCAGACUGUGCAAAGAGGCCUCUGAGACAAUCCAGCACAUAGUAGCUGGAUGCAAGAUGUUAGCAGGAACAGCAUACAUGGAGAGACACAACCAAAUUGCUGGGAUUAUGUACCGAAACAUCUAUACAGAAUAUAGGCUGGACCUGCCUAAGUCCAGAUGGGAGAUACCACAAAGGUAAAUUUAGAAUGACAAGACUAAGAUCCUGGGGGAAUUCCAGGUACAGACAAGCAAGUGCUGGCCAACCUGACAUCAUGGUGGUAGAAAUGUUCACGUGUAUUAUUGUCCUGGAAUUGGCUUCUAGAGUUGUUUUUCCCUUGUCUACCGAGUUCUUGAAGAAAACUCUUAUUGUCUUGUUGACCUUGUAUAUACCCAAGCAUUCCAGUAUCCAUGUGUGUGGCAUUGUGUCAUAGGCUUUCUUGUAGUCAAUCUAGGCUGUGCACAGAUUGGUCUGUCUGGUCUUAGAAUCCCUUGUGACUACUUGGUUUACCAGUAGUUGAGUAGUUGACCCUCUGGUGUUGUUUCCAAUCCCCAUCAAUUUUGGAGGCUAUGAUGCCUGACAGGAGCUUCCAAGUUGUGGGGAGGCAGGUAAUUGGUUGGUAGUUGGAUGGUGUUGUACCCUUAUGAGUAUCCUUCAUGACCAGCAUUGUUCUGCCUUGUGUUAGCCAGUCAGGGUGGGAGCCUGUUGCUAGUAGCUGCUUCAUUUGAGCUGCUAGGCGUUCAUGCAGCGUUAUUAACUUCUUUAUCCAGUAGGUGUGGAUCAUGUCAGCUCCUGGGGCUGACUAAUUCUUCAUGUGUGCUACUCGUUGUUGGAUAUCUUUGACUGUGAUGGUGACUGGUUCCUGUUCUGGCAGCAUGAAGUGGUCUACUUUCAGAUCUAGUAGCCACUGGGCCCCGGUGUUAUGAGAUGCUUCUUUCUCCCAGAUAUUAUUUAUUUAUUUUUUAUUGCCAUUUAUAUAGCGCCAACAGAUUCCGUAGUGGUUUACAAUAUUCUUCCAGUACUGUUCAGUCUCUGUUCUGGUGGGUCUUGGGUGGCGAUGUGGUGGCUAUUCUGCUGCUGUGCAUACACCUUGAAUGGUUCUUUGGUAAAGAGGACAUUGAUUCUCUUAGCCUCUGCUUCUAUAAUGUAUCUGCUCAGUCUGGUUGCCACUGCUGUCAGUCUUUGCUUAGCACUUUUCAGCGCCUCUGGUGUGGGCAUAUCCUUGUACUCCCGCAGUAGCCAGGAUCUAUCCUUGAUCUUUUCACCUAUGUGAAGUUGAUCCAGCUUACUAGUCUCCUUCCAUGUUAUCUUUAUCUUCGCUUCUAGUCGUAGUCUCGAUGGUGGGCAUUGCUUCUCUUUGAGCCUGAUCUUGUAGUCAAGCAGCUGGAGGACCAUUAAUGCUGUGGCAUAUAUAAGCCUGUUGGUGUUUGUGAUGGUGCAGAUUGGGAUUGUGGACAGUGCACCGUUUACUGCAGCUAGCAUGCUGCCUGGUGGCAGUUUUCCAGUGAUCUUUGGUAGUCUUGUCCGCUGAUUUUUCCAUGAUCAUUUUUUUUUUUAAUAUCUGUUAUGUUAUCUUGGGGCAGGGAUUCAGGUUGGCAAUUCUCUGCACGUUUCAUGUAGCCCCUCUUAUUGAGUCUGCUGUUGUAGUAGCAUUGAAGCAGGUCUAGGUUCUCGCUUUCCUGUCCAGGAAUGAUUUGUUCCAGUAGCCCCAGUAUAUAUAUAUUUGUUUGCAUAUGUAUAAUUUCAUACAUAAUACUGAGAAGGUAAGUAUCUUGAGAGCUCCAGGGCUCUAAGCCAUUACAGCGUUGAUGCAUUUAUACGUUUUGGAUAUUUCUGUGAAUUAUGUUGUUUUGGAGUUCAGUGAUCCACUCAUACACACCCCACAUUACCAUAUUCCCAAAGUUAGAAGCACUGCAAGCAGCACAGGAUUGAGUUAGAUUAGAAAGGUCAUGUCAAUGUUAACAAUGCACAUCACUAAUGAUGCAAUUAGCGUAGGCCAUCCUUUGAAAUUGGCAUAACAGCAAGGCAUGCAUGUGUGCAAACCUGGAUGGCAGCUGUGCUGGCCAUUUGGCCAUCAGGGUAAGCCAUGAGCUGUGCACUUCUGAGGUUUGUGGUGUGUGCAUUACUGUUGGUUUAUUGUUAUGGUCUGUCAUAUACAAUGAGUAUUGGUGAUACUGUUUGGCACCCGCAGUUCUUAUGAUAUGAUAUGCUAUUCAAAAGCAGGAGUUCAUACUUCUGCAUUAGCAUAUCAAUGUGUACCAACUUUGGAUAUUAUUUAUUGGUUGAGAAUAUUAGCUGAGAAAGCUCUUUGUCACUGAAUAAUAUCCAAUGUUGAUAUGCUAAUAAAGAAAUAUAACUGUAUACCUUGGUAAGUGUCAAACCGUUUGUAAAUGGUUUGGCAGCUUGGACUGGGAUGGAACCAUGGGCUGGGGGCAUCAUAACCACUACAGCAAACUGUAGUGUUUUAGAUUCUUAUAUGGUGCAUUUUAGGGUUAAUGCCUCUCUGUUUUUUAUUUUCUGUUAAAAAAUUUUUAAAAUGUAUGUCAUUUUAUGCAUUUCACUUUUCAGUGUUUCAACAUUCACUGCCUUGGCGAAGAGUUAUACAUUUCCUUACAAUGCCAUACCUGGGUUCAGAAGAUGCUGUCAAAGACCUGAAGAGAGCCCUUUCCAAUACACACAUCCAGGCAGAUAGACUGAGAUACAGGAAUGUCAUUCACAAAGUUAUACGGUAAGGAACAUCCUAUUUAUGUCACAAUGUUGAUAAUAAUUUGCAAUUGGCUUUAGACUGAUUUGCUUUUAAUAAAUGGCUAUUUUGUAAAGAUAUGUACAUUUUCCACUUGGGAAAAUGUUAUAAAGAAAACUGCAUUUUGGUAGCCAAAGCUGCUGAUUUCUGUUAAAAGUUUUUCAUGUCAGCAUUGUAGUAAUUGGAGCGCAACUUGCUAAAUCAUAAAGCAAUUUGUGGAGCACAGGCUGCUUGAUUAGUAUAUCAGCUGACCCUUUACAGCAGACAUAGGAAACCUUUGGUGCUCCGGAUGUGCUCCCAUAAUACUGUUACAGCCGUAAUGCCGACAAGGCAUCAGGGGAGAUGUAGUCCACAAUAUUUGGAGUGCUGAAGGUUGCCUCCCCCCGCUUUACAGUGUCCCUUUAAUCCACCUCUUGCUUGUGUCAAUCAGCCAACUGGGAAUGAGAGUUCCGUUUAGACUUGGCAAUUUUAUACAUGUUUUGCAUGCAGUGUCUGCAAGCACACCUUGGGCUGAGUUCUCACUACUUCCAAGAGAGAGCCAAGCUGCAGACCAUGCACAGGCAGACUGAACCGAGCGCUGUGUAAAUUAAUAGUGGAAUUGCUUUUAAAAGUACAUUACUAAUCCCAUAAACCAGUGUUCACAUUUAAAGACUAAACCAAUAAAUACACAGGUGAGGAUGGUGCACAGUUUGAGCAUAUACUGUUUAUUAAAUAUUUUAGUAGAUAUUUAUUUACACUUGUUAUGUUGAAAAUAUAACUAUAUGUUACCAUUGUCACAAGGAUCCUUAUUGAUACUUAUUCACUCUAAGUUCAAUGUGAUGGAACUUGUUUCCACUAUUUAAUUACUGUCCGGUUUAUUAACUAAAAUAAGAACAAAAACAAACCAAUUUAACUAAAUGGCAGAGGAUUGAGCAGUGAGUCUGCAGGGUCAUGAUCUGUACACCAAAACUGCCUCAUUAAGCUAAAGUUGUGUUGAUGACUAUAGUGUCCUUUUAAGUUUAACAGACAAAAGUGUGUCACUUUUGUUUCUAAAUAAAUGUUAGGAGGUAUGUUUUUUUUACGAUACACAGAGAAAGAUAUAAUAAUCAUAAUUUUUUAUUGUUCAUUUACUUUAACUUAUCAAAAAACUACUAAUGUUACCUUUAAAAUAUUUACUUAGUAGCCAAUGUUUGCUGUAUAAAAAAAGCCCUUAAAAAUCGUCUUUUGUUUUUUUCCGUCAGACAUAUGACUCAAGGAGUGGAUGUUUCAAGCGUUUUCAUGGAGAUGGUGAAAGCCAGUGUCACUGUAGACAUUGUCCAAAAAAAGCUGGUUUACUUAUAUAUGUGCACAUAUGCAGCCCUCAAACCUGAUUUGGCAUUGUUGGCAAUCAAUACCCUUUGUAAGGACUGUUCAGAUCCUAAUCCAAUGGUGAGAGGACUUGCUCUACGAAGCAUGUGCAACCUAAGGUCAGUAUUAAUAUUCUUGUAAUCUGUUUCUUGUAUAUGGAUAUCCCCACAAAGGCACUUAAUACAGUUAGAUUGUAACCAAAGCUUAUUCAUAGAUUUUACAGUGAUACGACUUAAUGAUACUCAUGUUAUCAAUGUCACCAGGUAAAGAAUAUUUCAUCCUGUAGUUUAAAGGGAAAUGCAUCACUGUUAGAUAACUGUCUAAUUCAAAAGUUUUAGCUUUGAAUGAGAGAGAGAUGCCUCUCUGCAGGCUGCAAAAAUCAUGUAUAGACCAAAUUUAAAUUAAUUUUGUAAAUGUUUAUCACAUACUUUUAAACGUUUUUCCUGGUUUAUUUUUGUGUGUAUAUUUGUUUAAGUGAUUGCACAAAGGUGUGUUGAAGAAGUCCUACACCACACUAACAAUUGACGCCUGUUUAAACUGUUUACCAGCUGUUCACAUGUUGUUUUAGGGGAUGCUCCACUGCCCAAAGUAAAAAAAUAUAAAUAUAUAGCAUCCAAGUAGAGAGCACUCUGGAGUCUUCGUUUUAUAUCAAAAUAAAUACUGCUUUAUUGUGCAGAAUACAAAAAUGUCGACGUUGAGGUCUUGAGAAAAGUCUAUUGUGACUGAAACGUCGACAUUUUUGUAUUCUGCACAAUAAAGCAGUAUUUAUUUUGAUAUAAAACGAAGACUCCAGAGUGCUCUCUACUUGGAUGCUAUAUAUUGGUCAGAGAUUACUUGCACCGGAGCAUGGAAAAGACCGGGAACAUUGAGUGCUGGGACCUGGGAAAAAAUAUAUAUAUAUCAUGCAUUUAUUUAUUUAUUCAUACAGUUUUACAUUGGGGUAUAUCUAAAUACAGUUUUACAAAAAGCUGCAGAGCUCUUUUAUAAAGCUUUUGAAAAGCACUCCCCAGACUUUCAGGAUGUCCAAUCACAGACUUUCCAAUGCCGUUCAAUGAGAAGUAAGGCAGGUGCUCUGGGCAAUUGCUGCCUCUUGAGUUUAGCUCCACUGAGCUACCCAAACCAGGAAGUAACAGGACCGGUUGUCUGACAACCAUGGAGUUAUAACCAGGUUAUUUUAUAAAAGUGCCAAUUUAUAUUGAAAUCUGCACUUGUAAAAUGAGAAAAUGUUUAAAAAUCUGCAGUCAUGUUGCCAUUGUAAAGUGUGCAAAAUGAACAAAGAUGACAGGUCAGCUAUAAAUAUGAUCUAAAAAUAAAAAAACAACAGAGCCAGAAUCUAAAGAAAUAUCCAGGAGCUGAUCUUAGAAAUGUGUAUAUAUGUUACAGUUAAAGUGCAGAAAUCAGUUAAUGUGCACAUUACCUAGUUAAUGUGCACAUUAACUAGGGCGAUCAGUUAAAGUGCAGAAAAUUACCAGAUUUUACUAAUUUCAUGACGUAAAGUCAUGAUUUUAUAAAGGACACGGAGGCGAAUAUUAUGCUUAUCUCUUUCUUUAAUAUACCUCAGCAGCAAAGAAAAAAGUUAUAAGACAUUAAGAGAACAAACUAGAAUAGGUAUUCCAAGGGUUAACAUAGUAUGUUAUCCUUAACCAAUAGGAACAAUCCAUGCAUCUAUAACCACCCAUGUGACCUCUCUUCUCCCUCUUUCUUUGAUUCUGCCAAAGCUUAACUUCAUCCACUUGCGUAGACACUGGAACCAUAACAGUUGUCGAUUUCGUCUUCAUAACCAAACAAUGAACUUUAACCAAUAGAACUGAGAUGAAAUCCGAUCAUCCAUUGCAUCUCCUGUAAUUCAUUAGGCUGAAAGGAGAGAGAAAAGAAAUGGUAAUAUGUGGUCUAGAGACUGUGUGUCACAUGCAAAAGGGUUAAUUCCUAUUAUACAUGAAACUUAUACAGACCAUCUGACCUGUUGUAGGGUUUACAGGUUUAUGUCUCUAUCCUGCUCAUUCACUACCUUCUAUACCAACCUCACCAUCUUUACCCUAGCAAUACAACUACUGGGUGGGAAUUCAGGUCUUUUCUCGUUAUUCUGGUAACAAUUCGCGAUACUUACCAUAUCAACUUCGCGAUACUUACCGGGUGGGCUAAUAUUCGCCUCCGUGUCCUUUAUAAAAUCAUGACUUUACGUCAUGAAAUUAGUAAAAUCUGGUAAUUUUAUUAAAGGACACGGAGGCUCAUUAUGCUAGUUCAAAGCUGAGCAAUGACUGACGAUGUUAUGUGUUCUGUAGGGCGAAAAUAGAAUUCUUUAAACGUGGAUUCUCUAGACCAGUCCGCUGUUCGCAACAGGUCUUCCAAUCUGCAUCCCAAAUUAAAUACUUUAGUCGCCAUAGCUCCUCUAGUGGAGUGUGCUCCAAACAUGGAUGUAUCAAUAUUUGCGGAGGCCAUCACCCAUUUCACCCAUCGGGCUAUAGAAACCGACGAUACUGGGUGAUGUGGUGUGUUGAUAGCCAGGAAUAGGUCAUGCCGGCUAGGGUCCCGAAAUACCUGUGUCCGUUUCACAUACUCUUUAAGACAAGCUAUUGGACAUAGUUUUGUAUUGUGCGGAAAAGUUGGAUACGAUACUGUAGAAAUCGAUGUUUUUUGUCCGUCUGGUAAUGUUAAAAGUCACACCCGAUGGAGUGAACGAGCGUGCAUCCACAUCCAAUGCCCUCACAUCGGAUACUCUUUUGCAUGAUAUCAGGCAGAAGAGCAUGGCCAGUUUCGCUGAUAGCUGCUUAAGUGUGAGGUCCGAGUUCCGCGGCCAUUGUUCCAAUAAGCUUAAGACUAAGUUUACGUCCCACGUUGAUGUAUAUCUGGGUUGUGGGGGUCUGGCAAACCUCACCCCACGUAAUAGUCUGCACACCAAUAAGUGUUUCACUAUCGGUGCCCCUUCCCAGCCUUUAUGUCCGGCCGAUAUCGCUGACCUAUAGACAUUAAUAGUCCGGUAUGCUAAACCUUGAUCGUAUAAGUGCGACAGAAAGUGUAGUAGGUAGUUCACAGGAGCACAUACGGGAUCCACUUGUCGUUCCAAGCACCAACCAUUCCAGGCGUUCCAUGCCCGACUGUAAGAUCUCCUGGUUCCUGGGGCCCAGGCUCCUGCCAAUAAUUCCAGCGUUGACUGUGGAACCUCCGGUAUGAUCCAGGGUCCCCUGAGAGGAGCCAUGCUAACAGUCUGAGUUGUCCUUGCAUCAUCAGUGGAUGUGAGUUCCCCUCGGGAUCCGCCAAAAGGUGCGGGUCCUCGGGGAGUAGUCUGGGAAGAUCUAUAGACAUCUCCAUGAGGGAGGGGAACCAUGGUUAUCAGUACCAAAGUUGUCCGAGAGCGGUCGAGAUGUACUAACGUCCUUGCCAGCAGAGCAAAAGGAGGGAACGCAUACAGUCGCCUGUUCGGCCAUGUCUGGAGGAACGCGUCCGUAGCUAUUGCUUCCGGAUCUGGUCUCCAGCUGAAGAAUUCUGGCAGGUGCGUGUUCAAACGAGACGCAAACAGAUCCAUGUGCAGUGGGCCCCACAGUUCCUGUAAUCGCAGGAAUACUUCUCGAUUCAGGCACCAAUCGCUGGCGUCCCUUAGAUACCUGGAAUUCCAAUCCGCUACAAUGUUCGUGAGACCUGGGAUGUAUUCGGCUCGUACUGAGAUGUUGCAAUCCAGGCAAAAUUGCCAGAAUUCCGUGGCUAAGUCUGCUAGAACCUUGGAUCUUGUGCCGCCAAGGCGGUUGAUGUAUUGCACUGCUGAUAUGUUGUCCAUCUGUAAUAUGAUGGAGCAAUGUGUCUUGGCCCCUAAAAGGCUCUUCAGUGCGAAGGCUCCCGCCAUAAGUUCCAGGCUGUUGAUAUGCAGCGCCUUUUCUGCUUGGGACCAUCUUCCGCCUGCUGAAAUAUGACCACAACGCGCACCCCAGCCAUGUGUGCUGGCAUCGGAUUCUAUUAUGCAAUCUGGAGCGGUGCCAAAGAUCGCUCUGCCAUUCCACGCUUCCAUGUGUUGCAGCCACCACCUGAGUUCCUCUCUGGCUGUGUGAUCGAGUUGCACGGAGUCUGAAUAGGAUUGACCAGAUUGUAGUUGAGUGGCCUUCAAUCUCUGAAGGGCCCUGUAAUGCAGAGGUCCCGGAAGAUUGCUUGAAUGGACGCUGAAAGGAGUCCGAUUAUUCUGGCCAGCUGUCUCACCGUGAGCGUUGGGCGAGUUAGCGUUCUGCGUAUUUCCUUUUUUAUGCUUUUGAUCUUCGUCUGCGGUAAUUUCAGGGUACCCUGAACUGCUUCUAUAAUUAAUCUAUGGAUUGUGAGGGGGUCAACACCGACUUCUCCCAGUUGAUUAGAAAUCCUAGGUUGCGUAAAAGUGUUAUUGUCCAAGAUAGGUGCUGACGGAGUAGGCGUGCAUCCUGUGCCAUGAUCAAUAUAUCGUCCAAAUAAACGAUCAUGCGUACUCCUCUGCUGCGUAGCAGCACCACUACUGGUUUCAGUAGUUUCAUAAAACACCAUGGAGCUGAUGACAGGCCGAAAGGUAGGCAGCAAAACCUCCACAUCUGUGCUUUCCAUUGGAACUGCAGGAAGUGGUGACAAUCCUCCGCUAUGGGGAUGGCGAGAUAUGCAUCCUGCAGGUCUAGUUUGACCAUCCAGUCCCCUAGCCUGAGGAGGUCUCGCAGGCAAUGGGCCAUUUUGAAGUGGCGGUACUGUACAUACGCAUUGAGUGUUCGAAGGUUUAUCACUGGCCUCACUCCCCCGCCCUUUUUGGGGAUCAGAAACAAGUUGCUUAGAAGCCUGGAGAAUAGGGUGCGACUUGAUAAAUCACACCUUUCUCCCUUAAUGUUCUGAUUUACUUUGACACAAGUUCUCUGUCCUGUGGGGUAAACAGCAUCGGCCGGGGGACUGCAGUUUGGAUUGGGGUUUGGACAAAUUCUAUGCGGUACCCUACUACUGUGUUGAGAACCCAAGCAUCGGACGUGAGCCUGUUCCAUGCCCUUAUAAAAAGGGAUAGUCUGCCCCCCACAAAUGAUGUACAAGAAUGGGAAGCCGGGAAGGUACUCACCAUAAGGCCGUCGGCCGUAAGUGGCGCCCCUGCGUCCUCUGGAUUGCCAUGUCCUGCCCCUGACAGGGAAGAAGGGUGAGGGUUUUCUGGUUUCCACUUGUGGGAAUCUUUGUGUAGGGGAGCGUCGAUAGCCCCGAUAGGAGCUUCUUGAUGAACGGCUGGACAGACGGCCCCGUUGUCUGCCAGCCCCCCCAAAAACCUUUGGGGCGAACACACGCUUCAGGUUUGUUUGUGCCUUGUCCAGGGCCGUAAAUGUAUUCACAUAGUUGCCUAACUCUUUUACAAAAUUGUCUCCAAAAAGGAGGCCUUUUGCUUGCGGUCCAGGCUCCGACAUGGCCAUGUUGACCAGUUUAUGGUAAAUUUUCAUAAGAACUGCUUUUCGUCUUUCCGUACAAAGCGCAGCAUUGGAAUUGCCAAUAAGGCAAAUAGAGCGCGGUGCCCACUCUCGGAUAGCCAAGAGGUCCACUGGCGCGCCACCUGAAAGUGCUGCCUCGACCAUGUCGAAUAUUUUUGCGCUUGGGCCCAAUGAAUCAAGCACUUUAUCUUGGCAGUGGCGUAGGGAAUAAUCCAGCCCUUUCUUGGCCUUCCAGCCUGAUUUACCUAGAAAUUGGGCAAUUUUUGGGUCCAGUUCCGGUGUGGCACAAGCCAUAUCCGGGACCGUCGGGCGUGGGCAUUCUGCCCUCAACUUGUUCCUGGUGGCUUUGUCCAGGGGUUUCCUAAUUCUGGCCGCUAUAUAUUGGGCCACGUGGUCAGCAGGAAACCAUUCUGUCGACCUCGGGUGUUGGAGGUCGUCAGGAUUAAAUAGGGGCUCCCCUUGCGGAUCUAGGAUAACUGAAUCAUCCGCUGUCUCUUGGCCCCUGGUGGCUGGUUUGUCAGGUAAACUGCGCUACGGAGAAGAAUUCUCCGAUUCCAACGAGCCCAUCUCUUCUGGCUCGCUCAACACCUCCUCUUGGUCCGAAUCUGAGUCGGAUAUUUCUGUCUGGGCUUUAGCCCAUUUCCAUGCCCUCACCGUUUUUGCCCGGCGGGAGGCUCGCUUACGUGGGGGCCCCACGUCGGCCCCACGUCCUCAUCAGUGACAGGACGCAACCUGUCCGUAAAAAUAGUUUUGGAGGUUUGUUUGCCCAUAUGAUGGGUCUUUUCAGUAGCCUUGCGACCGCUGGGGGGGCAGGCUUGUCGUCUUGGGCCUUGGAGCGGAGGCCUUUGGGGUUGUGGCCAGAUGCCAUGAUAGCGUUGCUGAUGGAUUGGGUCAGGUUAUCUGACAUCGCCCCCAUCGCUGUGUAGAUGGCCUGAGUGACUGAUUUAGUCAUGGUCGCGUCGAGGAGGGAAUGGAACUCCUCCGAGUUCAGUUGCUCCACAGACGCUACCUCUUCCCCUUGAAGAGAAACUGGGAGUGGGGCUUGAGACCCACGGUGUGCGGUAUCCUUAUUGCCCGCAGCCAACAUGGCAAGCUCCUGGUCUUUGGGGUGCUGCAUUUUAUAUAUAUAUAUACUCUGCUCCAAUAUGUGGCACUAACUUAGGUGGCACAAUAAUCUUUGCACCCACUUAAAAUGCAAUCUAAAUAUAUCUGCUGAGCAGCAAAAAAUACUGCCUCUUUAAUACUAAUGAAAGCAGACAGUGUAAGAAUUGAAUUCUUGCAGACAGUUAAAACUGCUGCAAACUGAGGUGACAGGGCAAGGCACAAACAAGCUGUCAGCUUACCUAGUGUUCCCUCCGGAAUGACUGUAAAGGGGGCACUGGUAUGCUGACAGCUAAUGCCUUUGCCCAAUCCGCGCGCUCCCGCCCCUAAGUGGGUUGGGAGCGUCGGUUAAAAGCGCGGCAAAAUAUCCCCAGUGUGAGUGAAAAUGGCCGCCGCGCUAUGCGGCCACGACUGCGCAUGCGCGCGCGGCCACUCUCUACGAAAAUGUCCGCGCCGGCAAGGCCGCUUUAGAUAACAGCUGGGGAAGCCGACACCGAACGGAGUGCGGGUAAUAAACUACUCGGCGGGACAGGGGAGGGAGGGAGUGUUUCCCGGACCGGAGGAAAACACUAAUAGGGCGCUAGGGGCACCAGCCCUCAGUAAAUCCCAGGCCUGCUCUAUACCUAAAGAGAGCCCUGUCACAAGUUACUACCUCCCUGAAGACUGAAACUAUACAUGGAAAAUACCCAUAAUGUGAAAGUAUAAUAUAGAUACAUACAGCAAUAUCUAAAAUUCAUAAAUUACAACAGAAUUACCAAUAAUUAACUCAAUUAAAAGAGAGCUAAAUUGAGAUGAUACUUAGCUGAGACAGCAGCAAAGAAAGAGGGAGAAGAGAGGUCACAUGGGUGGUUAUAGAUGCAUGGACUGUUCCUAUUGGUUAAGGAUAACAUACUAUGUUAACCCGUGGAAUACCUAUUCUAGUUUGUUCUCUUAAUGUGUUAUAACUUUUUUCUUUGCUGCUGAGGUAUAUUAAAGAAAGAGAUAAGCAUAAUAUGAGCCUCCGUAUUCUUUAAUAAAAUUGUUUAAUUUCUCAAAGAUUUCUCACAUUACCUAGGUAAUCUGCACAUUACCUAGUUAAUCUGCACAUUACCUACUAGGCACUAGUUAAAGUGCAAAAUAAGAUCUUUUGCUGGAACAACAGCAACAUUUAAGAAGCAAGUUAGUACAAUCAAACGAGAAUCAAGUUAACCCAUUAAGGACACAUGACGGAAACAUUCCAUCAUGAUUCCCUUUUAUUUCUGAAGUUGUGUCCUUAAGGGGUUAACAUAAUAUUAUUUAUUUAGCAACAAAGAAGCAAGUUUCUGUUACAAAACUGCAAUAGAAAGAAUCAAACGAUUAAGGAAAUUAAUUUGCUAAACAAAGAUAUUAUAAAACUAUGCUUACUAAUUAGUGCAAUCUAAAGAUUGGCGACACUUUGAAUUACAUAGCAGUUGUUUUUUGCGACAAGCACAUCUAUUUGUGGUACAUUUUCGAUUUGCAGUCACAUUUUCUGAAACCCUGCCCAGUUCCCAAGGGAUUGUUUGAUUGCUGUUUGACGUAAAGAUAUUUCUACAGCAGGGACAUCUUCUUUCGUUAAAAAUCUCUCUUUGCAAACACUGAAUUCCGAUUUGGCAUACAAUUGUUUUUCAAAAUACCCGGUUUAGUACCAAGUUUAUAAAAGCCAUCCUCUGUUUUACUAAGAACUACAGCUAAAAAUCGAGCGGGCAUCAGUUUUUGCUCUGUCCACUUCAGGUACUUUAAUUCUCACAGUGACACCUUCGUUCUUUGCUUGCUUUUCUAAACCUUUCUAAACCACAUAGUCACAUACCUCCUCUUCAAAACAGUUAUCCCGAACUGGUAAGAAAUGAGGAGCCCCCCACAACCACAAGAGAGCGAGCGCCUUCCUGCACAUUAUGCAGCAACCACCCUGAAAUGAUCCAGCAGAUGCUCUCCACUGUUCUCAAUAUCAUCAUCAUAUUUGAAGGACUGUCGGAAUCAGUGGUCCAUGAGCAGACCUCUCCUUGGUCUCAUUCUCCUCAAUGCGAAGUAUUUCUCGGACUUACAGAGCAGCAUUGUUGUUAGUAGCCAGCCCCCUCUGUGAAGCAACAAGCCAUGCGUCUACGCUUUGAGAAUUCGAAUGGAGGGCAUUGAAAAGGAACUUGCUCACGAAAGAAUCUUUCUGCAUUUAGACGAGAAGUGAACAACUCUGCAGAGACUGCACUGAAAGGGUGAAAUAGGUUCUGCUGCGAGGACGUUUUGUAAUAAAUAAUUUCCUCUUUACCGAGCGAAAGAAACAAGAUUUUGCACUGAAAAAGGGUGAAACAGGUUUCUGCGAGGGCGUUUUGUAAUAAAUAAUUUCCUCUUUACCCAAGGGGAAAGAAACAAACAUGUUGCACUUUAACUAGACGGAAGCAGUUAAUGUGCACCUUACCUAACUAAAGUGUGGAAAACGCUUGAUUCCUCACUUUAACUGAGCAAAUCAGUUAAUCUGCAGAUUAACUAGGUAAUGUGCACAUUAACUGAUUUCUCACUUUAACUGUAACAUGUAUAUACAGUCAUGGGAAAAAAGUACACCCUCUUUGAAUUCUAUGGUUUUAGAAUUCAAGACAUAAUAACAUUCAUCUGUUCCUUGGCAGGUCUUAAAAUUAGGUAAAAACAACCUCAGAUGAACAGCAACACAUGGCAUAUUAGACCAUGUCAUGAUUUAUUUAACAAAAAUAAAGCCAAAUUGGAGAAGCCAUGUGUGAAAAACUAAGUACACGUUAUGAUUCAAUAGCUUGUAGAGCCAACUUUAGCAGCAAUACCUUUUUAAGUAAUCGUUUUAUGUAUGACUUUAUCAGUCUCUCGCAUCGUUGUGGUUUUUCUGGGUUUGUUCCCCUUACUUCCAGUAAAGGGAAAUUGUAAUACUUCAGCAUGCCAAGACAUUUUAGGCAAUGCUAUGUGGGAACAGUUUGGGGAAGGCCCUUUUUAAUUCCAGCAUGACUGUGCCCCAGUGUACAAAGCAAGGUCCAUAAAAACAUGGUUGGAUGAGUUUAGUUUGGAAGAACUUGACUGGCUCGCACAUAGCUCCAACCUCGAUCCCAUUGUACACAUUUGGGAUGUACUGUAACAAAGGUUGCAAACUAGGCCUUCUGUAUAACAUUACUGCCUGACCUCACAAAUGGUUUACUAGCGGAAUGGGCAAAAAAUCCCACAGAAACAUUCCAAGAUCUUGUGGAAAGCCAGCUGCAAAGAAGGGACCAGCUACAUAUUUAUGUCUAUGUAUUUAGAAUGCAAUGCCAUAAAAGUCCCUGUUGGUGUAAAGGUCAGGUAUCCAAAUCCCUUUGUCCACACAGUGAAUGAAUGAAUAUAUAUAUAUAUAUAUAUGUGUGUGUGUGUCCAGCCUGCCCACUUUUCUUUUGCUAGCUUUUUGGAUUCUUUUGUUUAUAAGCAUAAUUCUGCGAUUGGAUCCUCAAUUUUAUAUUUACAUUAUAUGGUUUUGUUAGUUGUGCAGUGUAAUAUUGUAAUUGUGACAUAAUGUUUUUUAUAGCUGCUUCUCCAAACAUAGGCACUUAGUAUCCUACAGGAUGAUUUUUAAACCCGAUUUACACACUCUCCCCUAGGAUGCCAGGAAUCCAUGAAUAUAUACAACAGCCAAUUCUCAAUGGCCUCAGAGACAAAGCUUCGUAUGUGAGAAGAGUGGCAGUUUUGGGCUGUGCCAAAACUAAUACGAUGCACGGAGAUGCAGAAGUCGGUAAGUUUACAAAUUUUAGUAAUUCAACUCAUAGAAAAUAAAAGAAUCUCCUAAUGCAAUGUUUUCAUUAAAAAAAAAAAAAAAAAAACAUCGAGCACAAUGUAUUUAUUUUUAUUUUUAUUCAGUGGAGGUGUAUCCAUAGGAGCAAUUGUCACCAGUGGGGUACCUCAGGGAUCUGUACUUGGACCCAUUCUCUUUAAUAUUUUUAUUAGUGAUAUUGCAGAAGGUCUUGAUGGUAAUGUAUGUCUUUUUGCUGAUGAUACCAAGAUAUGUAACAGGGUUGAUGUUCCAGGAGGGAUAAGCCAAAUGACAAAUGAUUUAGGUAAACUAGAAAAAUGGUCAGAAUUGUGGCAACUGACAUUUAAUGUGGAUAAGUGCAAGAUAAUGCAUCUUGGACGUAAAAACCCAAGGGCAGAGUACAAAAUAUUUGAUAGAGUCCUAACCUCAACAAUUGAGGAAAGGGAUUUAGGGGUGAUUAUUUCUGAUGACUUAAAGGUAGGCAGACAAUGUAAUAGAGCAGCAGGAAAUGCUAGCAGAAUGCAUGGUUGUAUAGGGAGAGGUAUUAGCAGUAGAAAGAGGGAAGUGCUCAUGCCAUUGUACAGAACACUGGUGAGACCUCACUUGGAGUAUUGUACACAGUACUGGAGACCGUAUCUUCAGAAGGAUAUUGAUACCUUAGAGAGGGUUCAGAGAAGGGCUACUAAACUGGUUCAUGGAUUGCGGGAUAAAACUUACCAGGAAAGGUUAAAGGAUCUUAACAUGUAUAGCUUGGAGGAAAGACGAGACAGGGGGGAUAUGAUAGAAACAUUUAAAUAUAUAAAGGGAAUCAACACAGUAAAGGAGGAGACUAUAUUUAAAAGAAGAAAAACUACCACAACAAGAGGACAUAGUCUUAAAUUAGAGGGACAAAGGUUUAAAAAUAAUAUCAGGAAGUAUUACUUUACUGAGAGGGUAGUGGAUGCAUGGAAUAGCCUUCCAGCUGAAGUGGUAUAGGUUAACACAGUAAAGGAGUUUAAGCAUGCGUGGGAUAGGCAUAAGGCUAUCCUAACUAUAAGAUAAGGCUAGGGACUAAUGAAAGUAUUUAGAAAAUUGGGCAGACUAGAUGGGCCGAAUGGUUCUUAUCUGCCGUCACAUUCUAUGUUUCUAUGUAAUUGGUGAAGUCCCACAUCAAUUUUUGGUGCAAAAAUUCCCCCCAAAAAAACUACAGCUACUCAAUGUCUCAAUGUCUUGUGGCUACUCUUGAGCCUGGUAUGUGUGUUAGUGUUUAAGCAGCACAGUAUUCAAGCCUACAGGCCAUAUUGCAACUGGACGAAUCUUGUGUAUAGAGGGAGCCUGACUGUAGCGGACAAAUUUAGAAAUGGCGUAAUCUGCUUCUAGAGAUGUAGUUAUAGUACCAGCAUGGUAAGUCACUCCGAUAUUGUUGCUAUGCAGGGUUUAUUCUGUUUAUGGAAGGCUGCGUGGAUAUUUAGUGGUUAUUGAGGGCUAUUAAGCGCUAUGGAAUCUGUUGGCGCUAUAUAAAUGGCAAUAAUAAUAUUUAGAGACUUGAGGAUAUGGCUGUGUAAAAUCUGGUUGGAAUCGUCACUGUUAAAUCUUCUUAAUUUCUUCUUGUCUUCGAUUGAUAGAUAUAUAUAUAUAUAUAUAUAUAUAUAUAUAUAUAUAUAUAUAUAUAUAUAUAUAUAUAUAUAUAUAUAUAUAUAUAUAUAUAUAUAUAUAUAUACGUCUUUUGUAUAUAUAGUCUUGGGCCAAAUAUAAUGUUCGCCACAAUAAUAUAUGUCUAUAUUAUUGAAAAGUACUAAUACGCAAUCUGACUUACGGUUUCUUCAGGUUUAUUCUUACGGAUACAUAAUAAAACAACAAAUGAUGUUACAGGAUAAUGGACAUUCAACAGCAGAUGGUAAUUGCUGGACUUCUUUACGUUCUUACAUCUUUACAUCUCGAGAGAGCCCAGAGCCAAGAGCCGAGCCAAGAGAGAGAGUGACCUUGUGUCCCUCUGUUACUAUAAAGAUGUGCUAAUACUAACGUCAGCAUUUAACUCUAGUCAUAUAAGGACAAAACCCCCACAUCCACAUUCCAGAGCUCUCGGACAAAGAAAGCCUUGCGACUUAGACCAUCUGUUACUUAUGUCAAUCCACACAUCCAUAUAUAAUCAAUAGAAACAUAGAAUAUGCAAUAUUCUACAGGCUGUAUUUUAUAUAUUUUUUUUAAUUCCCAACUCAGCUAUAGUCACAGCUUUAGAAAUUUGGCUUUUAAUUCAUUACAAUUCAGUGUUUAAUGAAUAAACUCACCUGUUUUAUAUAUUAACUAAUAUGAUUUAAUGUAGUGCAAUAAAUACUGUUGAAGAUGUAUUAUCUGGUCAAGGAUUAGUAGGGUAUUCAAAGCUGUUUAUUGAGCAAGGCAAAAACACUCAAAAGUAUGCUUGAAAUUGCAACAAACAUCAAUGUCAAUGCGAACAUAGUAAACAGCGUGAUACAGCGAAAUAGUUUUCUGUUGUGCAGGUUUAAUACCCGCGUAAUGUGCAUUGAUUCACAGUGAUAGCAGAGACAGUGUCUUGACCAACUCCUUGAAAUAGGAGGCAAGGUUGUUGCUCACAUGCAAUAAAACAUUAACCAGUAAACCGUACCUAAUGGGUAUAGAGCGGAUAAUAUGUUUGUAGGUAUGCGGAUUAUCUGUUGGCCAUGGUGUAUGUGAGCGAUAUAUUCCAGCCCUCCCUUCUAUGUGGGAAGGGUUGAGGGUGGGGGGGCAAUUGUAGGAGCUUAAAAAGGGAAAAAUAAAGGAUGAAGUCGCAGCAAAGAAAAUUAUUGGGACAAUGAAAAAAAGAAAGACGGGGAGAGAAGGCAGUUGAAUGGGGAAAGGUGGAAAAGAGGUAGAAGUUAGAAGCUAGACCACCUGCCCGGAGUAUGCGGCUUCUCCUGGUUUUUGGGGUUGAGCCAUGUGGCAGAUAAGGUGUCAUGGAUGUAUCGGUCAAGAGGGCGGUCCUGAAACAGGAUAGGAGUGAUCCAACUCCUUCUCUUAUGGGUCAGGGAUUAGUACAUGGGGUUGCAUGGUUAACAUGUCAGGGACUGAGUCAGAUUCCAUGGGUGGGGUAUAAUGGCAUCUUGCUCUAAGCCUAGCCAAAUCAAACAUCUGCAAUUUUUGUAAUUUGUCAUGUAUCAUUAUUAUUCAAUAUUUUCAAUAUUAUUGACCUUGGUGUAAAAUCUUCAGCAAGGCAGAUAUCUUAUUAUGUGGAGAGCAACCAGAGAACUUUCAAAUAGGUGCAUAAUCAUGGGCUUCCGUAGAAGGGGGCAAGGUCCCCACUCCCUCCCCCCUCCCUGGAUUUUUCAGCUUGUGCCGGUAUUUGUCUUUAGAAAUUGAGAAUACACUGCAAUACCAUCCAGUAGAUAGCGCUGUCUGUAGAGAGAUGCAGGGAUAGGAAGCUACAUAUUUUCCUUGCUUCUCUCUACUAACUGAAUCCAUGGGGGGGCAGCUAUAGACAGUGCAGUCAGCAACUCCCAGACUGCAGAGACAGCUUACAGAUCAGGUAAGUAAGGGAUGAGGGUCAGCCCACAGAUCAGGUAAGUGAGUGUUGGGAGGGCAGCCUAAAAUCAGGUAAGUUAGGGAUGGGGGAGACAGUCUACAGAUUAGGUAAAUUGGAGACAAGGGGGAGGCAGUCUACAGAUCAGGUAAGUUAGGGGUGGGGGAGACAGCCUACAGAUCAGGUAAGUGAGGGAUUAGGGUGGGGGGGUGGAGGCAACCUACAGAUCAGGUAAGUGAGGCAUGGAGGGGGGACAGCCUACAGAUCAGGUAAGUAAGAGAUAGGGGGGAAUACCAGUGGAAGUAUAGGCUCAGCUAAAACAAAAUCUCAAUCCAAUAAUCCAUGGAGUUAAAUAGCUGAUAGUUAUCACCUUCAGGAUUAGAGAAAAUAAUUCAGGACUUCAUGUAUGAAGUUAGAGUAAGAGGAUGUAGUCCCUAAAAGUAAAAAAAAAAAAGUUCCAUCUCUGCUGAUCUCCCAUGUAGUCAGAUUCACUAUUACCACAAAUGUGGACUAUGAUGGCAUUAGAGAAAAGGGAAAUGGCUACAGUAACAAAAUGGUUAACUAGGUGCAUUACUGCUGCCUACAGUGUGCUUGGGGCAACACAAAGCAUACAAAAUACACUGAGAAAUGGCAGUAUACCCUUUACUAAUGUUCAAAAUGUCAGAAACCUGUUGUCUUGCUCCUAGACUGCAGCUGUGAGUCAUGAGAAGCCUGUAGUCUUUUUAGCAGGUCCUAUCACACUUCUCUCUCAUGGGAUACAUAUCCUGGCCUUUGAAAAAUGUCAUAUUGAAUCUUUUGCAGGGACUGGAUCCUUGGUGUUGUCCAGGAAUGAGGGAGGGCUGCUUGCUGUGUGUUUGUGUAUUCAGGAGUGUGUGUAUGUAUUCAGCAGUCUGUGUGUGUGUAUUCAACAGUGAGUGUCAGGCCCCCUGCCCGCGCCGCUCGCGGCGGCUUCACUUACCCACUAAUCGCGAGCGGCAGCUUCUAGGGCCUGCCCACGGCUGUUUCAGUGACUGCAGGUCCCGCCGGCAUUCUGCCUAACGUUGCACACUCGGCACACAUUGAUGACGUCAGGGGUCUAAGUGGAAGGAUCAAAUAUCUUUGACGUAUUAUAAUUAACUCUAAUUGGACACUAGCCAAUCAGAAUUACCCUAGGCAUAUUUAAACUUACCUCCUCCGUGCCUUGUUGCCCUGUUGUGGUCUUCCCAAUAGCGCGUUUACUCUGUCUGAUCGCUGGUUACCAAAUUUUGGCUUUGUCUCUUGUUUACUCUGUCUUCUCUGAUCCUUGACCAUGGCUUGUCUUAUCGUUGUUCUGUAUCUCUAUAGUCCUUUGACUUUGGCUUUUACACUGACCGUUCUCCUUUUGCAUAGCCCAGCCACUCUAAGGACUGGCAUUGCAAUUGUUCCUCUCGUAAUCUGUCCGUGUGUCUGGUUCCGGAAUUGUGACAGUGAGUGUAUGUAUUCAGCAGUCUGUGUGUGUGUAUUCAGCUUUGAGUGUAUGUAUUCAGCAAUCUGCGUGUGUGUAUUCAGCCGUCUGUGUGUGUAUAUUCAGUAGUCUGUGUGUGCAUGUAUUCAGUCUGUGUAUUCAGCACUCUGUGUGUAUGUAUUUAGCAGACUGUUUGUCUGUAUUCAGCAGUGAAUAUAUGUAUUCAGAUGUCUGUGUGUGUGUAUUCAGUAGUCUCUGUGUGGGUAUUCAGCAGUCUCUGCGUGUAUAGGGGGGUAGAUACACUAAGAGGGGUAAGACAUUCAAAAGAUGGGAAAUACAAAACAACGGGAAAAAAAAGAAACACAGGUGAAAAAAUAUUUUAUUCUAACAGACUCUUUAAUGGAUGCUGGGACGGCCCCUGUUAGAGGGCCCCCCUCCAGGGCCCAUUAUUAUUAUUAUUACUGGCAUUUAUAAGGUGCGGGAAGUGUUGUGGGGAUUCUACUCCCCUACAUUCAGCCUUGACUAAUGUGUGAAAAGCUAUAAUCACUUCUUUACAGGAGAAAGGGUCUCCAGCUCCAUAACCACUGAAGGCCGCUGCAAGGAUUUUUGAGUACACAGGCGAAGAUGAUUUUGGUGCCGCCCCUCUCCCCUCCCCCCCAUAAAAAUGCAUAUUCACUUGUGUGCUGUGUGUCUUUUAACCAACCUUUUGUUUCUUAUCCCCUUUUUUUUAAAUGUCUUACCCCCUUUAAUGUAUCUAGUCCCCUAUUUUCCCCAUUGUGUGUUUUAUACCUCCCUUGUGGAUCUUUUACAACCCUCCUUUGUGUGUCUUACUUCCCCUAGCCCCUUUGUGUGUCUUCUUCUUUUCCAGCCCCUUUGUCUUUUACUUUUUCCAGCUCUUUUGCGUGUUUCUCUUUCACCCCUAGCCCGUACAAUUUCCCCCAGCCCCUCUGUGUCUCUUUUUCCUCUUCUCUAGCCCCUCUGUGUCUCUUUCACCUCCCCCCCCCCCAGCCCUUUUGUAUUUCCACCCCAGGCCCUUCUGUGUAUCGCUUUCAUCCCCAGCCCCUCUGUACGUCUUUUAUACCCCCAGGCCCAUCUGUGUGUCUUUCUCCCCCCUCAUGUCCCUCUGUAUGUCUUUCUUCCCACUCAGGCCCCCCUGUGUGCCACUUUCCCCUCCAUGUCCCUUAGUGUUCCUCUCCUGUCCCCUCCAUGUCCCUUGGUGGUCCUCUUCCCUGUCCCUUAGUGUUCCUCUCCCUCUCCCCAGUGAUGACCUCAGCGACCACACGGGAGGAAAGAAAUUCCUCCCACGUGUUGUGGUUAACACUAAUUGGAGGUUAGCCAAUCAGACACCUCCUGUGUGUGUAUAAGCUAACCUAUCCCUUGCCUCAGUUCACUGUUGUGGUCUUUGGUUUACCAUUGAGCGUUGCACUUAUUUGAAUUUCCUGGUUACUGAUAUUUGGCUUUGACUCUCGUUAUUCCGUCUCUCUGUUUCCCUUGACCUCGGCUCGUGUUUUGACUAUCCCUUUUUGCAUAACCUGACCAUUCUAAGGAUAGGUAUUGCAAUUCUCUCUACUCUGUCCUGUCUGCAUGUUAGGGUUCCCUAGUGAACGUUACAUUGUGUUACUUUCCCCUCCUUCCCCUGUCCCUUAGUGUUACUCUCCUCUCCCUCCCCUUAGUGUUCCUCUCCCCUCCCCUCCCCUCCCUCCUCUGUUCCUUAGUGUAUAUCUCCCCUCCCUCAUCUGUCCCUUAGUGUUCCACUUCCUACCUUACCUGUCUCUUAAUGCCCGCCCCUUAGUAUGCUUCUCCCCUCCCUCUUAGUGUUCUAUUUCCCUUUCCUCCCCUGUCUCUUACUGCCCUUUCGCCCCCCCUUAAUGUUCCUCCCACCCCCACCUCUUAGUAUACCUCUCCCUUCCCUCCCUCUCUUUUAGUGGUCUCCCCCCUACCCCAGUGUUCAUUUUCCUUUCCCUCUCCUGUACUUUAGUGCCCCCCCUUAAUGUUCCUCUCUCUCUCCCACCUAAUGUCCCUCUCCCCUCCCUCUCUUUUAGUAGUUCCCCCCCUUUCCUGUCCCUUAGUGUUUCUUCUCCAUUCCCUUGCCUCCCCCUCACUGGCGCUCGACUUACAGCAACUCCUAUUUCUGGUUUUAUUUCAUGUUCAAUUGUGGGAACUAAGCAAGUAAAUGUCGAUUUCUGUUCUCCUUUUUUGUUAAAAGAAGUCAAACAGAAGUAUGAGUAACUGGUAUUUAGAAUUGUUACAUGACCUGUUUCCCAGUGAUUAAGAAAGAGGCUUAGUUUUAUUGAGGUAUAAUUUGAAUUGGGCAAGCAGACAUCUUCUACAUUUGCAUUAGUAAAUUUAUCUAUAGCAGUAUUUAACUGCAAUACUUUCAUGUAAAGUUCUUGUAUAGAGCUACAGCAGUAGUAACGCAGAGUUGCAAGUUUGACUCAUUUGGUGCUGAUUUCAUCCUGGGAUCAUCUCUUCCUAGCUUUUUCUUGAAACCACUUUAUUGAGCGUUGUCCUUGUUCAACUCACCGCAACAUUUCAUGUGUAAAUAAAUAACGGUAGGUAGGAUAAGACAAUAGUACAUGCGUGCUUGCAAAUCUGUUUCAAUACAAUUAAAAUAUAUGAUCUAAAAUUGGAGGUAUGAACAUUUUAGACCAAAAAAUGCAUUAAACCGAAAUAGUUGUGGGUUUAUGGAAUAGCCAUAAAGUGAUGGAAAAUAAUACAAGUGAGAAGAUGAAUAGAGCUUUGAGAUAGAUCAUUAUUGUCCUUACCUGUAAACAAAUGUCAGAAUAAAACCCGUGCUUUUUGAAUUAACAGCAGAUAAAAUAUAUUUUACAAACCUGUUCUAUCACACACUAUUUUACUAGUGCUUUUUCAUGCUAAUGUUAUCUGUGCAGUUUCUGCUUUAUUUGUUCUAUGUUUUAUUUUUAUCCUUGCAGAUGGCACGGUCGUGAAUGAAUUGUACAGUCUACUUCGAGAUCCUGAUCCUAUUGUUUUGGUGAACUGCUUACGUGCCUUAGAGGAAAUCUUAAAAGGAGAAGGUGGAGUUGUGAUCAACAAGCCCAUUGCUCAUCACCUCCUCAACAGGUUUACUGUCCUAAUCACCUAUUAACUAUUCUCAGGAGUGUUGCCAAACAGUGGCCACUGUGCUAUUAGGCUCCAGACAUUCUCUGACUGGCAAACAAUUAGGGAAGUUAGGUUUUAACACCUGGAGGGUCUUGUUUUGACAGGGUCAGUCAUUGUAGAGGAAUGUAUUAUUUAUAUAUUAUUUCUCCUCCCUGCAGUGACAUGACCAGUGGGGGUUAGUCAUAGUCAAGCACUAGCUAAUUUUGUUUUAGGAUAAUAAUGUAUAGCUAAUGUUUUUAUUAAAUACAUCCUCAUGUGUUAUUAAACACGUUUUUCAUGUUGAUAUCAGUUUUUAAAAAUAGUAAAUUGUUUGUUUUCUUGACACAUUGUCAAUGUGGAUAGGUUUUAUUAGAUAUUUCACUAAGUGUUAUGAUCUAUUGCAAUACUAAUUUACUGCUUUGAUGCAAAGAAUAGAAAGCUCCUGUCUACAUCUGUGGAUACAUUGCAUAUGCACGUCAUCCACACUGCUGACUGUUAAACUGAGUUAACACAGGCUCACAUCAGAGAACUGGUUAACUGGCCUGCAGAAAAAUUCAGAAUAAAAUACAGGGGUGUAGUAAUAAGAAUAAGAAUUUUGGAGACUUGCCAAGUUAAUUGCAUAUUUCAUAAUGCAGAAGUUGUGGUAGAAUAAUAUUUGUGUCCAAAAUAAUGUAAAAUGUAAAAAUAAGCAAUGGACCUCAAGAAAAUUAACUGACUAAAAUCAACCUGCCGUUAUUUUUUUCCCCUCUCUCACACAUCUUGACAGUUCUUUAAAGUAGCACUCUAGUGACAGAAAUACAAACAUGUAUUCCUGACACUAUAGUCUUGAAACGUCUGUUUAGGUUACCGACCCUCCUCUGAUCUCAGUAAACGUGAUUUUACUGAUCUUUUCUCAUACGCCCCAACCGUCUCGCCGCAGCUGGCUCAAUAUUGAUGAUCUCAGUCAAUCCAAUGCUUUCCCAUUGGAGGUAAGGCAAUUGGGCAUGCGCAGUAAAACGCCACGCUACACCAAUCAGCAUCCUCUCAUACAGAUGCAUUGACUCAAUGCAUCUCUAUGGGGAAUGUUUAGGUAUCUCCAUGCAGAUGGUGGGGACCCUGAAUGCUAGUGCUGCACAGUGCGCAGCACUGGACUAGGAAGCACCUCUAAUGGCUGUCUAAUGACUGCCACUAAAGGUGUUAUUAGGCACCAAUGUAAACACUGCCUUUUCUCUGAAUAGACAGCGUUUACAUUUGCACGGAAAGGCUAUAGACAUUAGAACCACUACAUUAAGCUUUAGUGGUUCUGGUGACUAUAGUGUAUUUUUUAUUGUAAAUUGUAUGACAGAAGAUAAUACAAUAAAGCUUGGUUAUUUUGAUCUCAUUUAAUCUGACUUUGUAUAUGUUUUAGGCCUGGAUUCCAUUAGAAGAAAUACACUUAAAGGAACACUAUAGGGUCAGGUACACAAACAUGUAUUGCUAACCCUAUAAUGUUAAAACAACCAUCUGUCCCCCUCCCUCCCCCCCUUUCCCCUCUGAAUAUAAUAAAAUUCUUACUUUUAUUGUAGUCUGCUGCUGCUGCUGAUCUGCCUGCUUGGCUGAUAUAAUCAGAGGUGAUACUCUCAGCCAGUCACAAUGCUUUCACAUUGGAUUGGCUGAGCUUGUCAAGUCAAAUAUGACUCAAGUCAAAUAUGACUCUGGCCAUCACUAUCUCCUCAUAGAGAUGAAUGAAUUGAAUCAAUGCAUAUCUAUGAGAAAAGUUGAGUGUCUCCAUGCAAAGGGUGGAGACACUGACUGUCGGAGCUGCACAAUGUGCAGCACUGCCUGAGGGAGCACCUCAAGUAGCCAUAUGAGGAGUGGCCAGUGGAGGUAUCUCUAGGCUGUAAUGUAAACACUGCCUUUUCUCUGAAAAUACAGUGUUUUACUGCAAAAAGCCUAAAGGGAAUGAUUAUACUCACCUUUUCUUAUUCCAUUUUCUUUAAACAUUUUGUUCAUUUGCAUUUUACCUCUUAAAACACUAUUUCACUUUUCACCUUAAUUUUCCAGGUUAAUUGCCAUUAGAUAAGAAUGUUAAUUAUUUCUUUUUUAGGGUGGCUGAUUUGGAUCAGUGGGGACAAAGUGAAGUCUUAGCCUUUCUCCUCCGAUAUACACCCCGGACAGAAGAGGAGAUUUUUGACAUCCUAAAUAUCCUGGACAGCUUCCUUAAGAGCACCCAUGUAAGUGUGGUCAUGGGUGCGUCCAAAUUAUUUCUAGUUCUCGCCAAGGACUUCCCCCAUGUGCAGAGAGAUGUCCUGGCUAGACUUAAAGUUCCUCUACUGGCUGCCUGCACCUCUGAGAGCAGAGAAAUGUGCUUUGCUGCAUUGUGCCAUGUCCGCGAGAUUCUGCGCAGCUUUCCAGCACAUUUCAGUGCUCACUAUAAAAAGUUUUUCUGCUCCUACAAUGAUCCACAUUAUAUCAAGAACCAAAAGAUGGAUAUUCUGUGUGAACUGGUGAACGAUGAAAAUGUACACAGUAUUUUGGAGGAACUUCGAGUCUGUUGCACAGAUGUAUCUGUACAGCUCGCUCAAACAGCCAUUUUUGCAAUAGGUGAGUAUUAUUUAUUGUCUAUGUAUUGCAAUAUUCGAUAAACUAGAGAACCAUGGCUUAUAUUUUUGUGGCACGUAAACUCUAUAAAGGUUUCUGCUGGAGAAAUGCCAAAAUAUUGCUUAUUUGCCAGCAGCACUCUCCGUCAAUCAAUGCUUUUCAGUUUGGAUGUAAUCAACAUUGGUAAUGGCUAAGUAUUCCACAUUAUCAAUGCCGCUGAGAAAAUGAGUUGUUCCCAUGCACUGUGGAGAGCUGCUUGGUAUUAAACUGCUUCGACCACUACACUUUGCUGCAGUGGUUAUGUGCAUAAAGUGCUUUUUCAGAUGUUGUUAGUAUGCAGUUUUGAAGCAGUAAAAGAUGCCUACGUCUAUCAGGUAUCUAGAUAUCCCUGAAUGAUACUUGCUCCAUGUGUAUUAUUAUUAGUUGAAGCUAAUUGUUGCAUGAUACCUAAAGAACUAGUUGACCCAAUUUUUAAAUAUGUAGGGUAGUUAAAAUUCUUGACUGUGUUGUGCCUGGAUUACAACUAAAGUCUACACUCAUCAAGAGGCACUCUAUACACCAGCUAUAAACUAAUCACAACAGCUCACUGUAGUUCUGGUGCAAAUACACUAGGCAUGCCACUCCUCAGUAGGUGAACCAUUUUUUGAGCGAUUUGACAAAAGUGGAGCAUCCUUUGCUUUAGUUUGGCAAAAGUGGUAGUGGACUUCUGCAUUAGCCCUUCCAACGUUGGGAAGAAAUAUUAAACUAACUUGUGAUCUCAGUCUGCCACAAACUUCCAAAAAGAUCACGCUUGGCUAUUGUUAUAGCAUUUUUAGCCUACAUUUUGCAAUCUGUUCUUCAAUCCACUACAAUACAGCGUUUAAAGGACCACUCUAGGCACCCAGACCACUUCAGCUUAAUGAAGUUGUCUGGGUGCCAGGUCCAGCUAGGGUUAACCCAUUUUUUAAAUAAACAUAGCAGUUUCAGAGAAUAUAGAACGAGUAUGUUUUCCUGGCACUAUAGUGGUCCUUUAAUGAAUAAGACUUUUGGUGCAGGAUCUCCCGUGCUUUAGACCUAAAUAAUGCAGAGGUGUUUCACUGAUGUGAUACAGCUUAUUUAGGUUUCUUAUUUAUUUAAUUUUUAUUAAUCCCAGUCAGUCAUUGUGGAUGCAGUGGAUUGCUUCCAAAUGUAAUUUAAAGGACAACUAUAAGCACCAAAACAACUUUAGCUUAAUAGAAUUGUUUUGGUGUAUAGAUCAUGCCCUUGCAGUCUCACUGUGCAAUUCACUUCCAUUUAGGAGAUAAAUCACUUUGUUUAUGCAGCCCUAGACACACCACCCUGCCUCUGACUCACACAGGUUCCCAACACACUUCCUUAAAACUAGGUCUAAGUUUUUUUUAUCUCCUACUCUGUUUAUUGUCUUUUAGAGCCUGCAAAAACAUCAUCUGAUUUAGACAGAACAGGAGAUUUAGAAUAAAAACACUUUUAAAGUAAAUACACUGCUGUUAAACUUUUUCAUCACAAAUCCAAAAUACAGGGUGGCCAGUAAGUCCCUACCCAUCCAUAUAUCUUAUGUAUCCAGUUUAUCUGUGUGCUGGAUGGGUAGGGACUUAUGGACCACCUUGUAGUAUCUGCCCUUGUGUGCAAGGACUUCUCAUUGGGAAACAUUGGGAAGUCUGUAAUUGGAAUGCCAAAUCAUGUCUGGACUGGGUUAGAAGGGGAGAGCCUGCAAAGGCUACAGACAAAAUAUUUGCAGGGUUUGCAAGCUGUUUGUUGAUAUGCAUAAUUAAAAGCACGCAUAUUUUCAUUUGGGGUAUAUCUACUAAACAGUGAUUUGUUUUUAUAAUUGGGCAGUAAAGAGUCCCUUUAAUUUCUCUUGUUUUAGGCAGUUUCCCAUUUUAAAAUGCUACGAUAAGGCAGUAUGUUUUAAGUUUCACAUAGGGUCAUAGGAUAUAUAUGUGAUUUAAACAUUAUAUAGAUAUCUUGUAUUUGGUUUUCACUUAAUUGAAUAAUGCUGUGACUUUGAAUAAAAAACUUUUCUCAUCGAGACUGUGAGUCACAGCCAGGAUAGGUGUAACUAGGGGUUGUAAGUAGGGCUGCAUACAGAAAGUGAUUUAACUCCUAAACAGCAGAGAAUUGAGCAGUGAAACUGCAAUAGCAUAAUCAAUACUCUAAAAUUGUUUCAUUAAGCUAAAGUUGUUAUGGUGCUUAGCGUGUCCCUGUAAUAUUUUUUUUCUAUUAUUGCUUUACCUAUAAAGUGUCAACAUAAUCCAUGAUUUAUUCUCACAGUACACUUAAAUUACAUUCUAUGGGUAUAUUUUUAUAUCUGCAUAUUGUACAAAGAAAAUAGAUUUAUAUUUAUUAUAGUUUUUCUUACAUAUGUUAUUAUAUGUGUGUUUAUUUUUAGGUCGCAUUGCAAGAACUUAUAGUGAGAAAUGUGUGAAAAUCUUAGCAGCACUUCUUGAAUUCAAACAAGAGCACAUAGCAUCAGGUAAAUUCCUGAAAGUAUUCUAAAGAGGAACAAUUUUAUGGUGGUAAACCUAUGACCGAACCAAACAAAAGCUGAAUGAGUGUUCUUAGAAAGUACAGCCUACUUAAAUGGAAAAACCUCACCUGUGAUCUGAGUGAAUCAAAUCCAUUCACAAUUCUAAUGGCACAACCUUCCUCCUGUCUUGGAAAGUGCCUUAAUUAGAGUACAUGAUAUAUAGAAUCUUAUAUCAGAAAUGAUAUAAUCCAUUGUAUAUAAAAUAGUUUUCAUUCUCUUUAUAUUGUAGUAUGUAAUGAGAAAUAUCAACUAAUAUUGACAUGCAGAUAAGGACCUGAAACGAGAUUGGAAAGGCAAAUCAACUUUUCGUAAUGGUGCCUUAGCACCCCCUUGCACACACCUAUACUCAAAACCUUGCCAGGAUACCUUUGGUGGUGGCUGAAUAAAGGCAUCUUAUUUGAAGAAGCAUUUUGAAUCGGUCUUUACUGGCUUGAGAAACCAAGUGGUGGAGGUUCUUGUUAGACUGUGACUCUCUGCAUGUCCUUUUUACCAUGUUUUCUGAUACUGAUUGUCCUCCAUACACUUAACUCAAACACUAUUGCAAUAUUUACUGGGGUGAGGACUGCCAAAUACAUUUUGAUAUGAUAUGACAUUUCUAAUAUAAGUGUCAUGUAGUACCUGCCUCUGUCUUUUUAUGAUUUGCACGUGUACUCCAUCCUAUCCAGCCGACUUCUGUCCAUUUGGAAAUGCUGUUUGAAGAAAGUACUGCUUAGGUUCAGGCCGCCAUAAAUAUAUAGGUAUUGCUUUGGUUGUGUAUGGGCACAGGGUAAUUUCCCUCAGAUGGAUGUUAAUUCAGUCAACCAGUGAGGUCAGAGGAAGAAACUAGUGAGUCAAGGAGCAGCAUUUACAACAAAAAUGUUCUGACACAGUACGUUCGUGAUUUAUCCAAGCAACAAUACCAUUGAUAAUGCUGAUAUUAUAGUUCUCUGUGGUUUUUCAGCUGUCAUACAGACUUUCCGAGACCUUGUUUGGCUGUGUCCACAGUGCACGUCGGCAGUAUGCUUGGCUCUUCCUGGCUGUGAGGAAAACAUUCAGGAUAAUGAGGUGAUGAUAUAAUGAUUAAUAAGUAUUGGUGCAUUAACUCACUGUGAAACCAGUUGUGUUGAUUCUACUAAUUAUGUUUCCCCAGAUGAAUCUGUCUUGGUACACACAACUUUAGCUCUUUUUAAAAAAUCUUAAAAUUCCAUCUAUACAUUGCGCUAGCAGGUUUAUUACCAAAUGUAUAGAAAAUCCUAAUUAAAAAUAGGUUUUUAUCCCAUGUGUAUGUCAAUUACUUGGCAAACACUGAAUGCCAUGGAACUAAGGAAAAAGGGUAAGCAGAAAACACCUCCCACAAGAGGUACUUCUGCUCUCCACCCAUUGCAACCACAGCACAUGAGAAGGUGGAGUGCCAAACCAGCGCUGAGAGACAUCGGCGCUGGAAUCAGGUAAGUGACUAAAGAGUUUUAUAUGCCAGAGAUGGGGGAGGCAAAGGUGGGGGCGACCAGAGGGCACUAUACUGUUAGGAAUUCACUAGAAUACUAAAAAAAUCUUCAGCCCCAUUGUACAGUUUCUAUACUGUGCUUUUAAAGAUGCAAGUGAAAUUAACAUGCAUUUAUUUUUUUAAAUAUGUACAGGGAAAGCAGGCAUUAAUUUGGCUCUUAGGAACGCAUGGAGAACUUGUUCCAAAUGCUUCUUACAUCUUGGAGGACUAUGUUGACAAUAUUAAGGCAGAAAUCUCCCCAGUGGUAAAGAUGGAACUUCUGACUGCUUUAAUAAGACUCUUCCUUUCCCGACCAGCUGAGUGUCAGGACACACUUGGGCGACUCAUUUAUUAUUGUAUUGGUAAGAAAACCAUCCUUUUAAAGAUCUUUAUGUACUGGGUUUUAAAAAAUAAAAAUGUGUAUAUCAGGCUAACAAAGAAGAAAGCUAAAAAACUAAAACUAAACUAGUUUAAACACUAGGAAUGUUUUUGAAAAAAGAACUUUUAAUUUGAAUAUCUGCUAACCACUUGGCUAUUACAAUAUAUAGUUAAAAAUGUUGCUUCAUAAAAUCAACAUCUGUCAUCUUUGUUUGAUAUGACACCUUCAGCCAUGAAGCUUUUCUUCAAUAAGAGGAGGAAGCACAACAUUAUAGUAGAGGGUUGUGCAUAAGGUGCAGCAGAGGAAUUGUAAUUGUCCAUGAUUCAAUAAAGUUUUAAUUCUGCUAAAUGUACCCUACAACUGGAGUACUGCUAUGUAAAUAAUCCAAAACUGCAGAUCUUAGCCUUCAAAAGGAAGUAAACUUGACAGAAACACGAUUCAGCAUAUUAACUCUUAUUUUACUUAGCCAUUUAAAGGAAACUGUUACUUCCCAGGAUUUUUAAUAUAUUUACUUACCCCUAUAUUUCAUUAUUGAGUAUUUUUUUUACGUUUGAGGUGUUAAAACUAAAACUUAAUGUAGAAAUCCACUUCUUUUUUAUCUUUCCUCUUUGUGCCCCCAUUUUAGCUCCUAGUCAAUCAUUAGUAUAAGCUCUGUCAUUUGUUCCUGGCAGUCAGCAGAUAGAAAGCAUGCAGAAAAGAGGAAACAUUAAACAGUUUCUAUUUAUAUCUUUUUCAUUUGCAAUGUGACUGAGCCUGGACUCCACAGAAUUAUAUUAUUUUCAAAAUCAUUAAAGGGUUACUAUAACCCUUUUGAGAGGGGGAUCUUUCUGGUGUAAUCGCCUUAUUGGGCACUGUGACAAAGGGUCCCUGUCAAUUCGUUUUAGGCUUUUGCCUAAACAAAUGGUGUUUUAUAGCUAAAAUAACUAUUUGUCUAGGGCUAGGCAAAAGCUUUUUUUGCCUGAAAUACACAAUGGAUCCCUGAGAUUCAAUGAACAAGAAAAGUUUUUUUGUUUUUGUUUUUUUUGUGUCAGUUCUGUGUCAUGUUUCUGUUUUAAAAAAUAGAAACUUCCUAUUUUUAUGCUAUGACAAUACAUUUUGCAUGUUUAUAUUUACGGACUACCUAAAAUGCCACUCUAUGUACUCUAUCAACCUUUACUCUGUGCAGAGACUAUGGUACAAGCAGCACCAUUCUAUCCCCGUCUUUUAUAUAUCAAUUGCAAAAAUUGCAAUUGCAAAUAAGUAACUUAGAGUUACUAAUCUAAUAUUAGAGUGUUUUAUUAUAUUUCUAGAGGAGGAGACAAACAUGGCAGUGCGAGAUCAAGGCCUUUUCUACUAUCGCCUUUUAUCCACUGGCAUUGAAGAAGUGAAAAAAGUGUUAAGCAGUCCAAAAUCCGACCCAUCAUUGGGAGUCUUGGAAGACAGAACUGAACAACCAAUCAACACCUGGGUAUCACGUUUUAACACUCUAGCAACUCUAUAUGACAAAAAGCACUGGGAAUCUCUAAGUGCAACCACGGCCCAUUUAGACCUCUCCAGUGUUACGGAUCAUCUUCUAGCAGGUAGGUUUGUCAUACAAUGAUAUUGCUUGUUUUAAAUGCAUUUAAUUAGCAUUAGACUUGUGCAAUUUAUUUCAGAAUUAAUCGAAAUUAGGGAGUUUUAAAUUUUUUUAUAAUUAUUUAUUUAUUUUUGCGUGCAUGUGAGUUAGUCGUUUUGUCAAUGCCCCAACAGUAAUGACAAACAUUCGAUUAUACAAAGCGUAACAUAUAGAGGCAUUCGAUUAUAUAGCACAUUUUUAAGAAUGAUGCGAUUAAUUGUCGAGGUUAUAUUUAGGCUAUUCUGGUGACCGUACAUGUAGUGUAGGCAUAGUAUACUUGUCAAUUUUUGAGCGAAAUAGUAAGAAUAUUUCUGGAGCUGUUGUUACUUGCGACCUGCCAGCAUGGCGGUCAGGCCCCGCUCCAAUUAGGGAGUUUUGACUAAUUCGUAAGUGUCCAAAUUUCUGAUUCGCCACAAAAUGAAAAGAAAACAAAUUAAUCCAUAUCGAAUUUCUUUAUUUAUAAAAUAUUUUACUAGGAAAAAUACAUUGAGAUUUCUCUCGUUUUCAAGUAUGUCCUGGGUCCAUAAAACAUUGCAUUGAUACAAUAGGGUACAAUAAAAUACAGAAACAAUAUUAAUACACAACAUAUACAAAAUGUAACAUAGAACAGGUAGGAAUCAGUUUGUUUUGGAUCCAUUAAUUUUGACAAGGAUAGCAAAUUAUGGCAUUCUUUACUAAAUAAUUGAAACAGCAAAGUUAAAUAAAAGGGUUGUUUCUUAAUUUCUAAGAUGUUUAGUAGAUAGCUGCCUAGUUUGAUAUCCUUAUGUGCAUGUUCCCUUUUAAUCAUUCUAGAUAGUAACCAGAUAGUUUAGUAUGAGUAUGCCAUUCAUGUUAUUUUCAUUCCUGUUACAAUGAGUGGAACUUGGGAGAUUUUAUUUGUUGCUUAUUUUAAUCUGUAAAUGCCAUUAUCUUUAAUUACAUUUUUAUUAAGAAUGCUCAGGGCCAGCCCAAGACAUUAUGCUGCCUGGGACCAAUAAUGGAACGCUGCUCACUCCCCCCUACUCCCUCCCCCUCCCCCCCACCCUGCUAAAACCACGCUUACCAAAACACACCCACAUCCAUUAAUUUAUGCAGUGUGUGUUGUGAAUGCAGUGUCUGUGUUUGUGUAUUUUAUGCAGUGUGUAUCAUGAAUGCAUUGUGUAUAUUUGUGUGGUGGAUGCAUUGUCUGUGUUUGUGUAGUGGAUGCAGUGUCUGUGUAUGUGUAGUGGAAGCAGUGUUUAUGUUGUGGAUGCACUGUGUGUUUGUGUAGUGGAUGCACUGUGUGUUUGUGUAGUGGAUGCAGUGUAUGUGUUGUGUAAUGGAUGCAGUGUCUGCGUUGUGUAAUAUAUGCAGUCUCUGUGUUUGUGUAGUGGUUGUUGUGUCUGUGUUUGUGUAGUGGAAGCAGUGUGUGUUUGUGUAGAGGAUGCAGUGUCUGUGUUUGUGUACUGGACGCAGUGUCUGUAGAGGAUGCAGUGUGUGUAUUUGUGUACUGGUGUAUACUCGAUGCAGUGUAUGUGUGUUGGUGGUGUGGGCUGUGGGGAGGGGAGCUAAUCUUUCAUACCCAACAGGAUCAGCUUCUCUCCUCUCGCGAGGUACUAGAUUGUUUAUGCGAGUUGUCAUGGCAACGCUCCAGCACGCACCGUGCUGCGCAGAGUGUUGCCAGAGGUGUAUAUGUUUGUUUGUAUAUUUGAAUGCAAAGGUGUGUGUGCAUGAAAAGUUGGGAACGUAAUUGUAAAAGUAUGUGUAUUUGGCACAUAUCACUCACUCACACACAAUUACACUCACAAACACAUAUAAUACCAGCAGACUUCAAUAGCAAGCAGUGCCUUUCUUUUUUAUUUCUUCUAAUUUUCCUGGCCACUGUAGUUUUUAUAUCCUUACUGCUGUGUGAUGUCUUACCUUCAUCCAGGUAGCUGGCUGAGCAUAAUGGAAACCAUAGCUAAUAACAGCUACAAUAUAAGUAGUUGCCAAUUAUUUUCUUAUCUGUUACUGAUUUUAUUAUCCAUGAUUCUCUAGUUCUUUAGUGUGCCUGGGAAUUAUGUGAAAUCUAACCAAAAUGCAUUCAUCUUCUAUCUGUGCAAUUAAUUUUCCAUGACUCUCAGCCAUCCAUCAGGCACGCUCGCCAAGCAUCAAGAGAAACAUGGUCCAGAACAGCUACAGUAACAUAAGUUAUAUGUGUGCUUGUUUUUUUUAUUAUAAAUAAACUAUAUAUUAAGACCUAUUGCCCUGAUUUAAUAUUGUAGGUAAACUUUUCAAAAGAUUUAAUUUUUUUUUUUUUAUAAGUCUAAAAAUAUUUAUUAUAUAUGAUAUAUUUUUGAUAUUUUUUUUUUUAUUUUGAAAAUAAUAGUUUACAAGUUUAUCCAAACAUUUUAAAUAAUUUGAAAAGCAAAGGCAACCUUAUUAAAUUGAGGUCUAGAUCUGAAAAAUUUAAAUUUGUCUAGCUCUUAACUUGUAGCCCUGUUCAUAGCUUCUAGUAAAAUCGGUAAAUAUUACUAUUUUACUGUGAGUAAUUUGAAGAACAUAAAAGUAAUAUUGUUUUGAUGAAGAGCACUUUGUGUUUUAUAGUGGAACUUACUUCUGUGGUGGAUGCUGGAGAAUUGCAAGAUCACCAUGAACCUUUUAGUCUGAUGAGUGACAUUGUUGUAACUCCAGAGCAGUUUGAGAAAAAAUGGAUUUCAGAGGAUGCAGUGUGUGACUUGGAUAUUGACUGGAAAGAAGGUGUUCUACCAGACACAGUGCAAACAUCUUUACAAAUGAUGCAAAUCUACACAAUUGCCAAGAGCAAACCUGGUACCCAGCCAUGGAAAUCCUACAUCUAUGCUCAGGACAAUAAGGACAAUUUAUUUCUUGCAGAAUUAAUGCUUAAUACUGAUUUGCCUACCCUGCAGACUUCUGUGAAGACAAGCACAGGGGAUGAAGAAGCACUAAAUAGCUUUAUAGCUCUUUUAAAAUCUGCAGUUGCAACAUUCUUGGAUCUUUCCAGGUGAUGAAUAUAAAAGACUGAGCUACACUUGAUUUAAGAACAUGUGCAUAUAGAGCUUAGUAUCUACUUUGUGUUAGUUGCAGAAUGCUACAUUCCCAUAGAAUUCCAAUUACUGGAGAAAAUAGUGGCCUUGUGAAAGUGUUACUUGCAAGCCAUCUAUUAUCCAAAGUCUAUGGCUUUCCAGUAUACUUUCCCCUGUUAUGAUAUUCAGCUGCAGCACAAGGACUUGGCAAUCUAUCAAAACGUAUACAGUUUUCUGUAUUUGUAGAUCACCCUAUACAAGCUAUGACUGAGGCAAAUGAGACUUGCAUCAGCCAGAUAUCCUAGGUUGCCGAAUCCUAGCAAGAAAAAUACUUAUUGCUGUCAAUUAAAGUUUUAAAAUGGAAAAAGAACCCUGAAUUUCUUUACUCAUAUAAUUGAAUGUAUAAAAAUAAAUCACUGCAAAUACACUGAUAUUUGACAAGUUAUUUAAAAUGAAUAUAUUGUUUUAUUUUUCUGUCAUUCUAAAGAUAGCAUUUUUUGGCAGGUGGGUGGAUGGAGGGGGGAGUGGAUCGAGAAGUCUAGACAGAGGUUUGUAUCCAUAACCACUAUUUUAAUAUUAUUCCACUUCGGUUUCACAAUGGAAUUACGUCAACAAAUAUCUAAAAAUAAAAUAAAAAUGAACAUUAUAUACGUGAGUAUGCUGGACAUUAAUAUUAUUGUGAACAUAAAAGUAG